UCCCGUGGGCGGGGCCAAAUGAGCACAACAACCAGCCAAGCUCCAAUCUGCGCGCUGAUAGGGAGGCGGAGUGCGAGUGGGCGGGGCGAGAAGCGGGCCCCGCGACGAGCUCAGUCGGAGGAGACUGUGAGGGCAGCGAAUGAAAAGCGAGAGAGACCCUCGUGGCUGUUGUGCCGCCGUAUGCCCCGCCCCUUCCCUCCCUCACUCGGGAAGGCGGGGUUGCGCUGACAAGAUGGCGGCUGCGGCUGCUGCUGCGUGAGGAGGCGGUGGUGAUGGAGCCUCUUGUUAUCGUCCGCGCGGGAAUUCCUUCAGGACUUGCCGCUUUCCUGGACGGCGCUGAAUAGGAAUUGUGGGGAGAGGAGCCUGGCUCACUGCGGGCCGGGCCUCCCCUCAUUCUUCCCAGCCCUCACAACCAGCCUUGCCUUUUUGGAGGAGGGCAGCCCCUUCCUCGUCUUCGCCCAGCCGGUGGCUCCUUUCCUUGCGGACUACGCACUUCCACCCCCUCGCCUGCCAGUCCGUGGAUCGCAGCCGCCAUGCCUUGGCCCUUCUCGGAGUCCAUCAAGAAGAGGGCCUGCAGGUACCUGCUGCAGAGGUACCUGGGCCACUUCCUCCAGGAGAAGCUCAGCUUGGAGCAGCUCACCCUGGACCUCUACCAAGGCACUGGCUCCUUGGCACAGGUGCCCCUAGACAAGUGGGUAAGUGGUGCUUCAUGCGUCUCUUAGGAGCAGUAGGGUCGUGGAGUUGGAAGGGACCCCAGGGUCACCUGGUCCGACCCCCUGCAAUGCAGGAAUCUCGGCUAAAGCAUCCAUGACAGGUGGCCACCCAACCUCUGCUUAAAAACCUCCAAGGAAGGAGAGCCCACACCUCUCAUGGUAGUCUGUUCCACUGCCCAACAGCUCUUCCUGUCAGAAAGUUUUUCCAUAUGUUUAGUCGGAAUCUCCUUUCUCGUAUCUUGAAUCCAUUGGUUCAAGUCCCACCCUCCGGAGCAGGAGAAAAGAAGCUUGCUCCGUCUUCCAUGUGACAGCUCUUGAGAUAUUUGAAGAUGGAUAUCAUAUCUUCUGUCAUAACCUAACUAAACAUGCCUAGCUCCCUCAAUUUUGUGCUUUGUAAGGCUUGGCUUCCAGACCCUUGAUCAUCCUCCUCUGCACACAUCCCAGCUUGUCAAUAUCAUUCUUAAAUUGUGCCCAGAACUGGACACAGUACUCCCAAGUGUGGUCUGACUAAAGCAGCAUAGAAUGGAUCUGGACACUAUACUUCUGAUGAUACAAUCUGGAAUAGAAUUAGCUUUUUUUGCCCCUACGGCAUGACAUCUUCUCCUGCCUACCCCUCAUAUAUCCCCCCUAUCUGUCAAGUGUCAAAAGCUGUCUUUUCACUUUGACAGACAUGCCCUAGCCAACUGUUUAAACUUCCUGUCACGGUUACUGCUGCAAUAAUUGAGCAAUUUUCAAUGCAUGAGGGUUAUCUGGGGUGAUCCAAAGUUGACAAGUAGUCAUCUUUUUUUCUGUGUGAACACUGCAUUUCACUUCCAAACACUUGGACUUGUAACCUAAAUGCUUCUCCCUACCCACUCCAAUAACAAUAAUGAAAUUCCCAUUGAAGUGAAUAGAUCGUCUACGGCAGCAUUCCCCAUCCUGAUGUCCUCUGGAUGCUGUUGCAUGUCAAAUCUCAUCAGCCCUGCCCAUUGGCCAUGCUUGCUGGAGCUUAUGGGAGUUAAACAACACAUGGAGGGCUUUGAUCAGAUUUUUUUUUGAGGGAAAGGGAAAAGCAGAAGAUAGAAGGGAAAAGACUGCUCUUCUUGACAGGAGACAGGUGUCUUAUUCAGUCUGUAAUCUUAAACAUGCUCAUAAUCUUAAAGUUGCUAAUUCAUUGAUACUAUAGAAAUUUCGGGUCCAUAUGUGUCAGCAAUUAACUUCUAGCUAAGUGGCUAUUGGGGUAUGGAGUGCUAUUUGUACAAACUAGCUUGUCUACUGCAUUGAAGUGUCAGGAAGCACAUUAUUUUGGUUAUGUGGUUGCUUUCAUCUUGGUAGUGGUCAACUCAGUUUUCCACAUCACUCCCACCCCCCAAUAUUUUGUUGUUGUACAGUACUCCCAAAGUUUAUAUGUGUGUGUAUAAAUAUAUACAGGUAGGUAGCCGUGUUGGUCUGCUGUAGUCAAAAGAAAAUAAAAAAAAUCCUUCCAGUCGCACAUGAAAGCUCAUACCAAUAACAAACUUAGUUGGUCUCUAAGGUGCUACUGGAAGGAUUUUUUCUAUUUUUUAUAAGUAUAUGUUUGUGUGGGGGGGGUGUAGUCUGCUCUGUUUCUCUCCAGGUGAUCUGGAGACCAAUUUAAAACAUUUCUUUCUUUACCAUUUGAAGAUGCUUAAUUUUAUGAUGAUCUAUUUUUCUGUGUUCAUAACAUUUUAAAAACACUGGCUAGCUGUGAAUCCUGAUAACAAUUUUUAUAUGGUAUGUUCAGCAUUUGUUUAAACAGUUCGAGUUUGGAUGUAACUGACUUCGUAAGCAUAAAGGUUAUUCUCAUAUGACCCUGUGGCACAGUUCAGUUUUUAUAGCCAUUAGGUAGCCUUGAAUGUUUUGAUUUAAAUAUCCUCUAGUGGACACCCCAGGACCUUUGCUCCCUUCAGCAAGCUAUGCUAGAAAGAAUAAGUAAAUUAGUAACUGCCUUUUAAAUAUGCUUAUUCUUCAGUUUUGAGUUGACUAUUUUGCAUGCCUCCUGUUUUCUAAAUAGUAUAAAUGUUUCUCUUUAUAAUGUAUAAAUGCAUCUCAUAAAGUUUUAAAAACCAGAAGUCACCCCCAACUGUGAGGACCCCCCCCCCCCCCGCUGAAGUAGAGGCAUGUGAAUCAGGGCAGAAUAGAUUACUCACCUGUUACCUUCCAUAUCAUCUGGGGCAUCUCUCUCUGUUUCUCUACAGUUACUGUCUGUCAUGUCUGCUAUGAUAGUUUAGCUGGAUAAUUUCAUUGUGAUAAUAGAGAGCUGCACCUGAAUGCUACAGUCCUGGAAUUGGUAUGCUGUGGGGGGGGGGGGAUUUUUGAUUAUGUCUCUCUCCAGGUGUACCCAUUGUUUUGUUUUGUCUUCUGGAAUGUAUGGGGAUUAUGUGGCACACUUGGUUGUAGAUAUUUGAGGUUUAUUCAUUGUGAUCACAUUUGACCCAGAUUACUCAAAGAGAUCAUUGGUAGGAUCAGCCAACAAUAGGUUGUCUCUUGAGCAUUUUUUCCACUGUAGUGUAAAGCAGUGCUUAGGAAACCAACACAUUGGAACCUCCCUAUUCAGUAUUUUAACAGAUGUUACUUAGUUUCUUUCUUGAAAAUCUACAGCCUGCACUAAAUGGGAAAGGCCUUUUUAAGAAAAAUAUAAUUGAAUUAAAAUCUAGUAUUUUCUGCAUUGUAAUACAGAUGUGAAACUGAAUGGGGACGUAUUGACAGGUACCAGUUGUGUUCAAGUUUGUUCAUAAUCCCUGUCACUGAGAAUUAAAUAAUAUUACUGCUCACUUAAUAAUGCUCUCUGGAACUUUAUGCAUGGUGAGAUAAGGAGCAGGCUUCAGAUUUAUAUAUAGUGCCCUUAAUUUUGGUGUAGCUAACAUCCUCUGGAUGUUGUGGAGUAAAACUCUCAUGAACCCCGAAUGUUUGCCAUUCUUGCUGGGGCUGAUGGAGUUAUAGUGCAGAAUGCUGGAGGGGACUGUUUCGGCUACCUGUGCAUUAACUUUCCCCAACCUGAUGGCUUUCAGAUCAUUUUUACUUACAACUCUCAGCAUCCUUGGCCAUUGAACAUCAUGGCUGGGGCUGAUUGGAAUUGUAGUAAAAAUAAAUAAAUCUGGAGGCCACCAGCUUGGCCUAUUGGCUUAUUCCUACCCUGUCAUAGCAUGUGUAGCAGGAGUGACUAACUUGUGGUUCUUCAGCUGUUGUUGGACUCCAACUCAUAUGAAGCUCAGCCAGCAUGGGCAAGCUUCAGAGAUGAUAGGAGUUGUAGUGUAGCAACAUCUGGAGAGCCAUUCCUGAUUUCAAAUGUGAACUUUAUUAAUGCAAGCAUAUUUCGGUGAGGAUGCUAUUGAGCCCAAAACUCAUUCCAAUCUUGCAACACUUAAAGGUUCUGUGGUUUAUGUAUUAGCAGAUCUGUAGUCAGUAUAGUUUAGUGAAGUGCCAUCAUUGUCAUAUGGAGGAUGUUCCUACCUAUAUCAGUGUUGUUUGGAUGAGGGAGGUGAUAUUGGUCUCCGUCUCCCCCAGCAGUGCCCAAGUGGGUUUGUAAUUUGGCAUCAGCAUAGACUUGAUAGACAGGGAGCCAGAUUUCUGAGAGUUUAUCAGGGUAGCAUCCUCUCUUUCUGUGUUCUCUGGAUAGAUAUUUGAAUUCUGUUACUUUGUAUUGUCUAUCUACCCCGCUUCCUAACAUAACUUUCCUGAUUGGUAGAGGUGGUCUUGGACUUGAUGACUCCAAAAUUUUUAGGUCUUGGGAGAUUCCAGCAUCCACAGGGGAGCAGUUCAAGCCUUGAUGGCUGCCAUGAGGCUACCCCAAAACAUUUUGGACCCAACACAUGUAGCUGUGUGUAUUCCCAGUCUGAUGCCAUAGAGUCUGCCAUAGAUCUAGAUUACUACUGGUAAAGUUGAGGCUGUUAGCAGCUCUUAAUGCUUGGUGGGGGGCAAUUCAGUUGGUCCUCUUGGGGAGGCUUAUGGUUUUGCAUGAUUUCCUGGUGUCUCUGCAAUAAGACAACAGCAUGUGUGAAUAUCAUUGUUUCUAGGUGUCCUUCCACACUGACUAGGGAUAAAUUGGCAGCAUAGUAUUUCAGGGAGUUUGGAGUGAUGAAAUAGUUGAGGUGAUAACUUGAAUGCAGAUGAAGGAAAAUAUGGGAGAAAACUGCCAGAUGUAACCUGGGAAGUGCAGAUUGCACACUUCUGAACAAAUAGGAAAAAUGUAGUGUUCCCUGGAGACUAUGCAUACUGACUGGAGAAUGUGCAUAUUGCCAGAGAAUGUACAAAAUGCAGCCAAAGUAUGUACAUGCCCCAAAGCCUGUUGUGGGUUAUGCAUAAUGGCUGGAGAAUGUACAAAGUUCAUCUCAGAUAUGCACUUCCCCUAAGGCUUGUUGGGGAUUAUGUAUAGUGACCAGGAAAUGUGCACAGUUCAUGGAAGGCUUAUGUGCACAUUUCCCAUGAGGCCUGGGGAAUAUGCACAUUGGCCAGUUAUUAUGCACAUUAAUUACUCAAAAUACAUUCUCUCUCCCUCUCUCUCUCUCUCUCUCUCUCUCUCUCUCUCUCUCUCUCUCUCACACACACACACACACACACACAAUAUAUAUGACAUAUAACCCUUUUUCACCAAAACCAUGGACCCACAAUUCACUUUAGUAUUUAAUACUAAAGGGAACUUACGUUAUUUUUAAUAUAAAAUGUCAUGGGCAUCAACAAAAAUUGAUUAUAUGCUGCUUAUGUAAUAUGCAAAGCAAUUCUUUAUUCUUUUUUCUCUUUGUUUCAGAGUCUUAAUGAGAUUCUUGAAUCAGCAGAUGCUCCGCUGGAAGUCACUGAGGGAUUUAUUCAGUCAAUUUCUCUUUCUGUGCCCUGGGGUUCGUUACUUCAAGAUAACUGUGCGCUUGAAGUGAAGGGCUUAGAGAUGGUCUUCAAGCCAAGACCCCGACUAAGUAAGUUAAGAAGGAUCAUUGACGAAAACAAGUCAUGCCUAUUUAAUUUUCUGAAUAGUGGACUAUUGGGACAUCCCACAGUGAGUACUGAUUUCUUCAAAGCAGCAGGGUGACCCUAACUUCAGCACAUUAUAGAGAAGCAGAUACUAGUUUCUUCCUGGGGAGGCUGAUACUUCUGUUGUGAGUGUUGCCCACAGCUCGGAGGUACCAUUCACAGAAUUUCUCAUUCUUGUAUACAGAAGCUGGGCUUCUAAUUUAUCCCUGUAUUCGUGUGCUUUGGUUAUGGUUGAACAUUUGCUGAAGGCCAUUUAUGACAAAGCACCUGAGGCUUCUCUCUUCUUUUCUAGCUUCUGGUUCAGAGCCCAUGUAUUGGUCAAGCUUCAUGACUAGUAGUAUGCAGCUUGCAAAAGAAUGUCUUAGCCAGAAACUGACAGAUGAACAAGGAGAAGGUUCCCAGCCUUUUGAAGGGCUUGAAAAGUUUGCUGAAACAAUUGAAACAGGUACGACGGACUCUUUGAGCUAACAAAACACUAUACUGUAUCAAGAUGUGCUACAUAGAGCUGAGGGAUCUUUUGCCAACUGAGUUGACCUUGAUAAUUUAUUCCAUGUGCAGUUUGCUCAGGUUAGAAGAGUUCCCUGUUUGAUGGUAACAGUAGUCAGCUUUAAAAUUUGGGCCAUGAUGUACCAAUAUGCAAAUCUUGCUGUGUCCACAGUGGAAAUUGCUUGGGGAAGUGAGCCCUCUUCCACCAAGUCUGCAUGCAUGGACCAAAAUGCAUCAGUCAUUAUCUAAAAAGGAAAACCAGCUUGUGUGUUCCCUGCAAUGUUUCAGCAGUUCUUUCUCUCCCCAGCACCAUAGUCCCAAGUUACUCCUGUCCUGGGGAGGAAAAGAAGAGCUGGGUAGUUUCAGGGCUGCACAUACCAGCUGCUCCUUCUACAUAAUUUCUUGCAUACGUGAGGAGGGGAAGAGGGCUCAUAGUAUUUUAUGUUAAUUUCUCUUUAUUGGUAUAGCCAACAGAUAUCUGCAUAGUUGAAAUCAUAUUUUAUAUUCAUGUUUCUAUGUGACACGUCCCCCUCCAUUUUGCUUUCUUCACUUUAGUUUUAAGGAGAGUGAAAGUCACCUUUUUAGACACUGUUCUACGAAUUGAACAUGUGCCAGAUAACUCAAAAAGUGGGACAGCACUUGAAAUCCGCAUUGAGAAGUAAGUAGUAUUGUUCUUCUAAGUAGAGUUUAGAAUGUUAUCUUGUCCUUGUGUGUGAGAAUUUGUUUUUGUUUUAUUUAUUUGAUAUCUGUCCGGCUCUUUCUCCCUAAGGAGUCUAAGCUGGCAAACAGUAAAGCAUUUUAAAACGGCCAAAUCUCCUGAUUCAUGGUUGCUAGGAGCAGUAUAUUUCAGCCCCCAAAUAUGUGGGUGAACAGGAAUGUUUGUAACCUCACCAGGGAGGGCAUACCAUAAAUGAGGAGCUGCUACUGGGGAAUGCAUGUGAAGAAAUGGGCUUUUGGAUGCACAUCAGAUCAGGUUCUGAAUGGACAAUAGCUACAGCAUGAGUGAAAUAGGUUUCUAGCACUCAAUUCUCUAUGGGGGUGCUGGAUGCUUGGGUCACAAUGCUACAAUGGAUUUUAAUACUGCAAUUCCAAUUAGAGAGCAAGGCUCAGUGAAUUUAUUUUUAAGUAAACAGGCUUAGGAUCAUGCUGUACAUACUCUCACUGUGGAUUUUAAAAUUAAAACAUUACUUUAGAGUAAUUGAAGUAAACAGCAACCAAAUUAUUGAAAGGUAAUCUUCUAGAUUUACUAGUGCCUCUUUUAAGAAAACCAAGAAUGGAACGCUGUCCAACAUGGCUGUAGAAGUAUUUCAUUAUUUUAUUUCCACCCUUCUAGAACGAUGUACUACGAUGAAACCGCCGAUGAAUGCUCUGGAAUUAAUGUGCAUCAGCCCACAGCUUUUGCUCACAAAUUGUUACACCUCACAGGUGUUUCUUUCUUCUGGGAUGAAUUUCUGGCAUCAGCAAAAUCCUCUCCAGUGUGUUCAGCUACACAAUUGGUAAAAAAAAAUUAGAUCUACAUACAUGCAUAUAUAUAUAUUUAAUGAAACGUAGAAUAUAUUUUAAGGGACGCGGGUGGCGUUUUGGUUUAAACCACUGUGCCGCUUGGACUUGGCGAUCGGAAGGUCGGCAGUUUGAGGCCCCGCGACGGGGUGAGCUCCCGUUGCUCGGCCCCUGCUCCUUCCAACCUAGCAGUUCAAAAGCACGUCAAAGUGCAAGUAGAUAAAUAGGUACCGCUCCGGCGGGAAGGUAAAUGGCGUUUCUGUGCUCUGCUCUGGCUUCGCCAGAAGCAGCUUAGUUAUGCUGGCCCCAUGACCCAGAAAAACUGUCUGUAGAAGCGGACAAACGGCGGCUCCCUCAGCCUGUAAAGCGAGAUGAGCGCCGGAACCCCAAAGUCGUUUGUGACUGGACUUAAUUGUUAGGGGUCCCUUUACCUUUACUAGAAUCUAAAAUUGCUACUUGGAGGUCUUUAGAGGAAAGAAGAUACAAAUGUAACAAAGUAAUGCUAUGAGUUCAUCAAGUGCAGUUUGACAAUCAGUAUGUUCAUUAAAAUGAGAUGCCAUAUUUAAGAGUAUAAAAUAGUCCAUUUGUGUUAUGGAAUUAAUGCCUUUCCUUGUAUUUCUUUUAAAGGCAACAGAACCAAAGCUCUCACCUAGCUGGAACCCAAAAAUUGUGUAUGAACCACACCCACAAUUAGCAAGAAACUUGCCAGAGGUUUCUCCAUCUGAUCCUGUGCAAAUAUGUAAGCUGAUUGGAAGGAUGGAACUGAGCCUUACAUUAAAACAAAAUGAAGUGCUUCCAGGAGCAAAGGUUAGUUGUAGCUUCAUGCAUUACAGGUAAAAGACAUGUGAUCAGAUUGCCAGGGCAGGAGUUCGGUUGUAGACAAAAAUUGCAGUCAUGCAUUUCCCGCUUGUUAUGUGUUACUCCAAGGCUUGAGGUGAUACCUUGCUUUAUUCCCUAUUCCUCUUUUUCCUUGAUGCACACAGCUGAACUCUCCUUGCCAAUUUGGUGGGCCUGAAAAAGGGAGAAUGGUAGGCAUGUUUAGAUCUCCAGGCAAUUGCACAACUGACAUUUAUAAGCAUCUUGAAAAUUUUCAGAGCAUGCAAGCAACUACUGCAUGCUAGUUUUUGCUUCCUCUCUCCUGGAUUCAGCAUAAAGACCAGCCCAGGACAGAAGCAAGGUAACUGUAGUGUGGGCACCUGGAAGCUGCCACUCUGCCACUCUUUAUGCAGGUGCUCCUGCUGCUACUGAAUGUUCCUUUUAGUCAGUGGAUGGCCAGGCACAGAUUGUAUUCACCCUGUGACCUUUGUUUUGGUUUGAUUUCCUAAUACAUCAGUGGCUGCAUUCUGAUAGAAAGCUAAGUCAUACUUUGUUUUGGCCAUGAUACAUUGAGGAGGCUGGAAUCCAGCUCACAUUCAAGCAAACCUAAUAUACAGCUGUCGCCUUUGGUGGUUUGUUGUCUUCCACCCAACCCUGCACUGCCUCUGUGAAUGGACAGCUGCUAUAUGAAAGUAUUUUAUGGGGUCCAAAGGAUCACCAGUUCUCUAACCGUUGGCCACUUGCAAAACAGGGCGGGGAAGUAAAAAACUCAUCUCCUCCGAAAUCCGUGGCGGCUUGCAGCAUGACCCUAAGGCAAAACAAAGUCAAAAAAUGUCCCUCUCUUCCCCAUUCAUAGGUACCUCCCUAAGAAGGAUUGCUAUCUUUUUGUAUUAGUCCCUUCCCUCCAACAGUCCUGAACAAAAUUCCUUCAUUUUGUGCCUGCUCUUUCAGUAAUGGUUCAUUUUUUUCAGUAGUCAAAUUACUGGUGAGCAAGCAGAAAAUAACUGGAGUCCGUGGGAUCUAAAAGGAGGUAGACGGGUUGCUGCAGAAAUACUUUAGUGGGAAAUGGGUAUGGGGUUGGCAUUGGUGUUUAGGGGAAGCUUUUAGAUGAAACUAAUUGUAUCUGUUGAACUUCUGAUAACAGCUUGGUAAGAGAGGAAAAACCCCAGUUAAUAUAUAUAUCAUUAUUAGAAUUGGGAGAAAGUGCCCUUCAUCCUUUAAGAGAAAUAAGAAUAAUUUCCUCAGAAGGCUACUGUGGAACUAGGCAGCUAAGAUGCAGAGAGAGAGCUUGUGAGUAAAGAGGAAGGUGGGGAAAGGAUACCCAGGAAGAAUCUCUUAGCCAUGUGAUGGGUUUGAUUUUCUCGUCUCUCUCACAUUCCAUUUCUGUAGCCAGGCAGAGUUCAAUUCCCCACACAGUCAUGAAGCUCACUUGGUGACCUUGUCCAGUCACUAUCUCUCAGUCUAAUGUUCCUCACAGGGCUGUUAUGAGGAUAAAAUGGAAAGGGAGAGAACUAUGUACACCACCUUGAGCUCUUUGGAGGAAAGGUGAGAAAUAAAUGAGUAAAUACAGAGGAAUAAAUUUGGAUGCAGAGUUCAGGCAUAAUAACAAACCACAGUUAGUGCAAGCCAAGAUUCAUAAACCAAUGUCAAAGCACUGUAUAGAUCAUGAAGUAUUUUUGUUCCUAACAAGUUAUAAUGAACUUGAUUAGGUUUGGAUGAACAGACAAGUCAGGAUUUAGCUCAUCGUGUAAAUCAACCAAAACAAGAAAGCUUCAUUACAUAAGUCUACAUGUAACAGGAAAGCGAUAAGGCUUCUGAUGUAAACAUAAGCAAUUCUUUGAGGAAUUGCUGCUCACAGACAACUAAUGCUGUCUCUAAGAUACACACAGUUAAGUGAUCCCUGUUGCUUAAAGGUGGUGAGAUGAAAUGUUUUGGAAGCCAUUUGGAAGGAAUUGGUUACUUUUUAGAGCUUCUUUUGGGCUUCCUUUUGGCAGGAUGUGCUGCCAUUGGCAUCUGUCGCAGGAGCAGGCAGUAAAAGAAGAAAUUACUGGGUCAAAGGAAAAAGAGAAACAGAGAAUUUAUCCUAUCAUAAAGACCCAGAAUAUUGUUUGUUUUUAUUGUAAAAAGUCUGUUGGUAUUAGAAUAUGUUCUGAUUUCUACAGAGUGGGAAUGAGAGAUGGAAUUCUAAAGUUGAAGAGGAAACAAUGGUUUGCCUCUGUGCAUCUUCAUACAAUUUUGUGCUAUGUCUGGCAACUUACAUAUACUGCAACUGCCAAGAGUUUUAUAUGUCAGCAAUUGGGAACUGCUGCAAUGCUGUUGUAAUAUAGAGCAUAUUUUACUGUUGAACUGAAAGUCCAGGCCUUUUCAGCAUGUCCAGUACAUUUUGUAACAUUGUCAAUGCCAUCUUAGCUACCAGGGUUAGUCAAGUAUUCUGCCUUGGUUUAUUUUGAAUGUUGUGUUUUUAAUUUCAUUACUAAUGAUUGUAUGGCUGGCCUGUUUCAUGUGUUGUAUCUGUCUAGCAGGUUAUAAACAUUUUAAAAAGAUGAAUUAAAAAACUUACAGUGUGAAUCGGCCUUUCAAGCUCACCUUUCUGUGGUAGUAGGCGAGGAUCUGGGAAGAGAUCUCACAGGAGUCCAGUCCAAUGUUGAAAACCUCAGCUGCAGAUUUAAAAUUGUCAGGCAAUUGUACAAACAGGCCCAGAAGCACAAACUGCCUUGUAGAUUCUGAGUAUGCAAAUGCCCCUUCAAUGCAGAGAUGUCAAAGUAAGCAUUAUAAGCAUCCAAGUGUGGACCUAAUACUGGUAUCCAAAACAAUUUAAAUGCUGUGUUGUGAUACCCUAUCAGUCUUUGGGUGAAUAUAGUGUGUAUACAGACCAAUAAUAAUAAGGAAUUAAAGCUGGGAAUGAAAUAUCUGUUUUGGUUCAAUGGUGAGACAGUACAUAAUCCGAGAAAUGGAAAGAAAGAAUUCUUCUGAUCCGUAUUUCUUGAAUAUAUUCUUUAUUCUUCUUAAGUUGGAUGUAGAUGGAGAGAUAGAUUCGAUACACCUAUUCCUGUCACCCAGACAGGUACAUCUUCUGCUGGAUAUGUUAGCAGCUAUCGCUGGACCAGGUGAGCCAAAGUUGCAUUGCCUUGUGUGGUUAGAAAGAGUGUGAUCACUGCAUUAAACACGUUGCACUAUUUCAAGGUUUUGAAUAAUCUCUAGACUAAGGGCAGUAUCAAAAGUGUACCUUUAAAGUUAAACACUCUUAAAUCCCAUAUGUUGAACUGCAGAGGAAAGCACACCCUUAGAACUCCUCCUUUGAAACCCAAGGGUUUUUAAAACGCUUUGACUAGAUUGGCCCUAAAUUACUGAAGCUUUACUUUUAUUUCAAAAAGUCUAAAGAAAAUCUUACGUUGGGGGGAACUUUCUCGUAAGUAGAUUUGUAUUGUUCCUCCUUCUGAAAGCAGCUAAUAAGAAUUGGAAAUAGCCAAAAGGAUCUGAAACCAGUUUAGUAGCUCCAUAGUUGUGAUUAAUAUUAGUAACGUAUUUUUCUCAUGCAGAUUUUAUCUAGUCUUCAUCAGUGUUGUUGUGCUUUUUUGAAAGUCUGUAAGGGAUGAUAAAUGUUUGUUUCCCUUUCUCCUUCCUCAUACACUUCCAUGCAGAGGGCUAGUUGUUUAGGCAACGAAAGAAGAUUCAAGAUGUCUGGCCAAAAAGUAAAUAGUGUAUUUUAAAGUAAUGCUUAAUAGAUUUUUCUUAAACAGAGAAAUUCUCAAAUCAGGAAACUUUAUUCCCUCCUUGUAUGCCAGAUUGUUCCUUUUGUACACAAAUUUCUAACAUAUUUCUUCCUAUAUUCUAAAAAAAAUCCAAACAAACCUCAAAAUAGCCCUUCUGCUAAUUUAAGGCAAGCCUGAAAUUGAGAGAAAAACAUUUCAACCUAAAGUGCUCAAAAUGUUCACACAAAUUCUGUUGAGUGCCUUUCUUUGUGAAAUGGAAAUGUUGCUUGGAGUUAGUUUUCUUUUAGGUAGCAUUUUUUUUAAAGUGUGAUUUUUUUUUACAACUAAAUGAGUUGUUGUUUGGGGGAAAUUAUUUGGUGUUUGGAUGUCUCUGGGGCUUGGGAAUUGAAUCGGAGGUCAAGUUGCCACACCCUGUUUUCAAUUACAGAGAAUCCUAGCAGAAUAGAAUUGUGCAAUAAAGAUAGGAGAAACCGGCCAAUGCAGCAGGAAGAUGAAUAUCGGAUUCAGAUGGAGCUCAACCGCUACUUAAGAAAAGACACAUUGCCAACAGGAGCACAGUCUGAUCCGAGUUUCUAUGAGACGGAGGCAGCCAGAACUCCUUCAAGCCGGGGUGAGCAAUUGAACAUCGUAGGGUGCUUUUUGGUUUCCUCUUUGCUUUGGAGCAAGAUUUGCUCUUGGUUGCAGUACUGCUCAACUUAAAGCAGCCUUUCUCUACCUGUGGGUCCCCAGAUGUUGUUGAAAUACAACUCCCAUCACUCCUAGCUGGCAAGGCCAGAGCUCAGGGAUUAUGGGAGUUGUAGUCCCACAGGUUGAGAACUGCAGACUUAGAGGAUGGAGCAGGUAGGUGAUGGUCACAGAUUCUCCCUUCUCACUGCAGCACCCUGUAAAUUUGCUCCUGGGAGUGGGGGCGGGGGCGGAAUGAGAGGUGAUGCAGGCACCUUCCAGGGAAAGGUGGGAUAGGCAAAAGAAGCAUUACCAUCUCAUUCAUGCUUUGGUGUGCUGUAGUUGACCUAAAUGUUUUUCAUCGUGAACAAAUCACACAAGAUGAUAUCUUUUUUUUUUUCCUAUUAGAAGAAGAAGUGUUUUUCUCGAUGGCUGACAUGGAGAUGUCUCACAGUCUUUCCUCUCUGCCACCGCUUGGAGACCCACCAACUAUGGAUUUAGACCUUUCUUUAACUAGUACAUACACUAAUACGCCUGCAGGAUCUCCCCAUGGCGCUGCGGUGGUAGGUUGUCUUUAACUGUCUUUGAGCAAAUGAAGAGGGGAAAGGUUAUAGCUCAGUGGCAGAGCAGUUUGCUUGUAUGCAGAAAGGCCCAGGUUCAGUCCCCAGGAUCUGCAGGAAGGGUGGGGAAUGUGUCAUGUCUGAAACCCUGGAAAGCAGCUACCACUCAGUGUAGAUAGUACUGAGCUAGAUGCACUUCUGACCAGGCUUUGUAUAAGGUAGCUUUCUAUGUUCCUAUGAUUUUUAUCAUAUGUGCUUUUUAAAACAGUGGCACUAAUCACUGUUGUGCAUGGUUGUCUGCCUGCCAGUUUCAUACCCUUGUAGCCAUCAUCCCAAAGAGUGUCUGCUACAGGAUGAUUUUUUUUUUAAACAGCAUCUCAGUGAAGGCACUAUAGCUACAUUGAAACCUCACAUCUUUCCCCUAAUUCACCAUGACACUAUGAUGUCAUGUGUGACAUCAUUUGCUGUGAUGUCAAUAGGUCCAGUGCCGGUGGGUGAGAUAAUUUGACAAUGCAACCAAGAAAUGCUUCAGUUUAAAGCUCUGUGAAAUUCGAUGUAUUGACUAUAUUUGACAAAAUGAAAAGUAGCAUUACACCAAGUCAGGCUAUUGGCUCAUCUAGUAUUGUUUACACUGACUGGCAGAGGCUGUAGGAUGUGUCAGGCAGGAAUCUUUCCCAGUCCUGAUAGAGAGAUAUCAGGGAUUAAAUUUAGGACCAUUUGCAUGCAGAACCUGCUUUCUACCACUGAGUUUCGACCCUUCCCCUUUAGAUGUACAUAUUUGAUCUCACGGUGGCAACUAAUAUCCUACGUCCUCCCACAGUUAUAAAGCUAAUUUUCCUAUGAAGCCUUUGGCACAGCCCCCCAAUUCCCAUGACCUACUGAAACUAUUUCUAAGUACAUAUUACUGAAUUAACUAAAUAUUCUUCCCCUGCUUUCCUUUCUCUAGACCCAGGGGGAAGCCAUGUUAGGGUACAAGCUUCUCGGGGCAAAAACUUGUCCUCUGCAAAUUGCUGUGCACAUCUAUGGCACUAGGUAAAGAGGACCACUGAUCUUUCCCUGUAGGCAACAUGUAGCAACCUUUGAGUGGGUUUUUUAAAGUAUGGAAACAGCAGAAUUACAAAAUGACAUGUCAUAACGAUAAUAUGCAAUGGUACCUCUGGUUACGAACUUAAUUCAUUCUGGAGGUCCGUUCUUAUCCUGAAACUGUUCUUAACAUGAGGCGCCAUUAAGUGAAAGCGCGCCUCCCGCUGCACGUGCGCCUCUGGCACACGAUUUCUGCUCGCAUCCCGGGGCGAAGUUCACAUCCGGGAGCAACUACUUCCAGGUUAGCGCAGCUCGUAGCCUGACGCAUGCGCAACCAGAAACGUUCAUAUCCAGAGGUACCACUGUAUGUUGAGGUUCAUUUUCUGUUACAUUAGUUAAGUUGAGGUGAUGUACAGGUGUAACAACCAGCUCUCUCUUUUUCCUUUUAGCAGCAGCCAGCCUGGGGAGACUGUUUUGAUCAAAACAAACAGGAACCGCCACACGUAAGAGGUUCAUCCUUUACACCUAGUGUCAUCCACUCAGCUCCACUGCGAAGGACUUGUAAGUAAACAAGUCAAGGUGGUUGGGGCCAGAAGCAAAUGUGACUUUUAGGUAAAGGGACCCUUGACCGUUAGGUCCAGUUGUGGCCGACUCUGGGGUUGCGGCACUCAUCUCGCUUUAUUGGCCAAGGGAGCCAGCGUACAGCUUCCGGGUCAUGUGGCCAGGAUGAUUAAGCCGCUUCUGGCGAACCAGAGCAGCGCAUGGAAACGCCGUUUACCUUCCCGCCAGAGCGGUACCUAUUUAUCUACUUGCACUUUGACGUGCUUUUGAACUGCUAGGUUGGCAGGAGCAGGGACCGAGCAACAGGAGCUCACCCCGUUGCGGGGAUUUGAACUGCCAACCUUCUGAUCGGCAAGUCCUAGGCUCUGUGGUUUAACCCACAGCGCCACCCCCUUUUACCUUAGUAUAAUAAGACUGCUUUCCAGGAAUGAGUAAGUCAGUGGUUACCACUCACACCGGGCAACUAAGAGACAUUAUCAGUUCAAGGACACACUUCAGCCAAGCAGAAGCACUUCAGGAGGAUGUAGAGCAGGAAAGAUGUCCUUACUGAAUAAAAGGAAAGUUUUGCCAAGAGAUAACAAACAACCAGCCAGUCGUUUUUCACCAAACGCUUCUCAAUCUCAGUCCUUUUGCCCCCUUCGAAUCCAAAAUAGGCAAGGGGACUUUAGAUUCCAAUCCCAGCCCUUUCGUCAAUGUUUUCAAGGAAGGCAAGGGUUCCAAUGGUUCCUCAAAAGCAAAGACAACCGAACAGUGAAAUCAAAGACUGGUCCGUGUCCUGGGUGGGGUGGGGGUCGUGUCUCCAGCUUUCUUCCCGCCUGGCAAAAGUCUGCAGGACCAAUUAGGGUGUGGCAGACCCAAGGGCCAGAAGGAGAGGCCCAUUUUUGGCCCCUGGGCCUGAAAGUCUCCACUACUUUACGUGGCUUUGGUUUAAAAGGAGAGUAUUACUUUUGUGGGAAUACAUUCAGAACAGAACGUUAAGCAAGAAGUCUGUUUUAAUUUUGCACAUUUUAUUAUCUGUAAUCUGUAAGGAGAUCUGAGCAUAUUGAAAUCCACCAUAUGUUUGAAAGUGUUGUUUUUAUUUGUAAUUUGUGCCAAUCAAAUCGGAGCAACUUAUUAUUUUAAAUGGAGAGGUUUUUUUAAAAAAAAUUGUAUCUUUGUAGCAAAUUUAAUACUUAACAACUUUUUUACUAGUCAGAGAUACAAUCCUUCAUACACUUACCUGAAAAUUAGUCCUAUUGAACUCAUUGAGACUGCACUAUAUAUAAAAAAGUGUGUUUAUACACAUACAUACACAACACAUACACUCAGACCUACUGUAUAUUACCUUUAAACAUGUUUUCCCCUCCCUUUAGCUCUUCCAUCCAGAUCUGUCUCAGUGGAUGAAUCCAGGCCUGAACUUCUUUUUCGACUAGCAGUGGGUGUUUUCUCAGUAUCGGUACUUCAUAUUGAUCCUUUGCCACCCCCUGAAACGUCACUGAAUGCCAGUCCACUUACACCAAUGGCACAGGAUUUUUUUACCCGCAUAGAAAAGGUUGAUCCAGUUAAGUUUCCAACAGAAGAUUUUCUGUCCUUCCGAGAACUAUUUGCAAAGGCUUGUUCACAUGAUCACCUUAGGUACAACUUUGCUUAUUCAUCUGCUAACAUAGCAAACAAAAUGCAUAAAUUCUGUGACAACUUGAGCUUGCUCAGUAAAUAUUUGAUAUGAGUGUUGUUGGAACAUACUUGAGAGGCUAAGGUAUACCUGGUAGAUAAGGGGAUAGUUACCACCAUCCCUUAAUUAUUGCAGCAGCAGACACUGUAGGUUAGUGGGGUUGUGCCUGGUGCACAUCAAGUCACCACCACAAAAUAAGUUAGAAUUCUUUUUCUCUCUAUGCAAGAUUAACUAUUUAUUUAAAAGCAUUUAUAAAGCGCUUAAUAUUUGUAAGAUCUCUAAGCAGCGUACAAUGCAAGGACAAUUAGUGUUAUUCAAACACAAAUACAACCUAAAGCCAGUAAGAUAGCAGCAGAAAAGCAAAUGAAAUCUAAUCAUACAGGAAGAUAGGAAAUUUACACACAUUAAACAGAUUCCGAUCGUAUGGAUCAGGGAAAGGAUGAGUCUUUGCAAGAUGGCUGAGUUAACUGAUGGUUGCUGCUUUGUGUAAGCACAGCUGUUAUUUCACUAUAGAGUCGUACCUUGGCUGCUGAGCGCCUUGGAACUCGUACGUUUCGGCUCCCAAACGAUCAAAAACCAGAAGUGAGUGUUCCGGUUUUCGAAUGAUUUUCGGAGGCUGAACGUCCAGCACGGCUCCCACGGCUUCCAGUUGGCUGCAGGAUGCUCCUGUAGCCAAUCAGAAGCCGUGUCUUGGUUUUUGAACAGUUCCGGGAGUCGAACCAGAACACAUUCUGUUCAAGAACCAAGGUACGACUGUAUAGGCUUCUAUAUAGGCAUUAGAAGAUUCGUACUGAACCAUGCUAAAUAUAGAUUGGUGUGGUCACGAGCAGAUCUCUUUCUUGAAUAAUUUCAGAUUCAGAAAUUCAUUUGCCCUUCUUGCACACAAGUCCUACAAGAAGUGAGCUUUGCCGUUGACUUUAGUAGAGGGUUCAGCAUCCUGUAGCAUUCGCUACAGGAAAUUAAUGAAUAACCUUUGUGUGUGCAUCAGCUGCCAGAAAGCUGGUUUUUGGCAAUGUUGUAUUGGAAAUCACUGCAUUUAAUUUCAAAAGUCUUCUACAGUGGAGGAAGGACAUGGAUGUUUGUUUGGCAAUGCGAAUUAAGAUGUCAGUAGUGAUGGGGGGGGCUAUUACAUAAAUAAGUUCAUUAUUUAUCUUCUGUUAACGCAUCUUUGUAUGUUUGGCAAGGAAUUAAGCAUUAGCAUGUGUUGGAAUACGAUUGCAAAAUUGCAUCUUUCUCCUUGUUUUAUUUCAGUGACAUUGGCAAUUUAAUGACUGAUGUAUUUUUAUGAUAUUUUAAAUAAUUUUCAAUGCAGAAUGACUAUAGGUGUUCAGUUUAUGCAGUUUUAUACCGUUGUUUCUCGCCAUAGGUUUAUAGGCACAGACAUCAAAGUGUCCUAUGAACAGAGACAGAGAUCGGCUUCCCGUUGUUUGAGUACAGAUUUAUAUAUUGGACAGAUGGAACUUCUGGAGUGCCUCUUUUCCAUGGACUCUCAUUCUGACAUACCUCACUAUACAGAGGUAGAAAUCCUUAUGACUUAACACAAGCUAUUGAAAUGCAUUGCAAAAACUCUUAAUGCUCCAAUAGUACUGUCCUAUGAAUAUUUGCUUUCAAGUAAACCGAGUUCUGUGGCCAAGUGUUCCAUAGUAAUGCUUAUUUGGGGAGGAAUUCAAUGUCACACUUUUCCAGAUGUUCAAUCAGCACAAGCAUUUCAGCUUGGUGUAGUGGUUAAGAGCGAUGGACUCGUAACCUGGUGAACCGGGUUCGCGUCUCCGCUCCUCCACAUGCAGCUGCUGGGUGACCUUGGGCUAGCCACACUUCUCUGAAGUCUCUCAGCCCCACUCACCUCACAGAGUGUUUGUUGUGGGGGAGGAAGGGAAAGGAGAAUGUUAGCCGCUUUGAGACUCCUUCGGGUAGUGAUAAAGCGGGAUAUCAAAUCCAAAUCCAAACUCUUCCCCUCUCAUGCUGUUCUGGAGGUCCUUUUGACACCUCCACACUGGGCCAAUUUUGCAGGGGUGGGGACGGACCGCAUUGCACUAGUGGCAAUCCUUGCAUGGGCUUCAACUAGUGGGACCAGUUAGUUGAACCUGGCACUUUGUGCUACAACUGGAAUUUUUCAAUAACUUGAGCCGUUCGAUUAGAAAUUUCACUUUAAAUUAGGCUCGGAGAUUAAAUAUCUCUUGCUUCAGGUUGUGUGGGAAGGAUCUCGCAUAUUGCAAGCUUUUGUACUAUGUGCCGUACUGUUUGUGGAAUUGGGGUCACUCCACAUUCUAGUAUUAAAGGAGCAGUUGGAUAGCCUGAGUGCAUGUUUUAUCAGCACUGUAGCUCAGCAAGAGUUUCUCUUGUCAGCUGCAAAUGAUAUAUUUUCAUCCCAAGGGCUAUGUCCAGUGUUAUCGCCUGUGCUGUCAGAAGGUUCUUUGCUCCCGCAGAGGCUUCUGUCAACAGAAUGGAGAGAGGUGAUUUUUGCUGAGUUAUCCUCCGCCCGCCCGCCCCUUCUGCGUGUCCCCAAAAUCUGCUCCAGAGUGUUGGGGACUAUUUAGAACAGUGUGGCAGGUGGCACAGCAAUGCAGGUGAAGAGGAAUCAGCAAAAAAAAUAUUAACCUCCCAUUUCUGCUGGCAGAAGCCUCUGUUGGAUCAAAGGGCCUGCUGUCAGCACAAGGCUACAGCUACUAGGAUAUAGAAAAGUUGGCUCCAGGUAAAGGUCAAUUUUGUUGACCCUGGUGAUGGGGUUUAGGGAUGCCCCUGGUGCAUAAUACUCCAGAAUUACUCCAUCCCUUCCUGGACGCUCUUCACAUCACUGACCAGAGCAUGAUAAGAAGACCCCUGGUUCUGCUGGACUACUUCUCCUUUGUCUUUUAAAUUUCCCAAAGCUCCAUAUUCUCUCUUUACACAUCCAGCUUGUAGUGUAAAGAGAGAUGGCAUCUUGGCAAUACAAUUGUUGCGUCACUGCAAGUUUCUCUAGACGACUCAUAAAAUGUCAAAAAAUACCGAAGGUCUGUAAUGGAUUAGACCACAGCAGAUCAUCUGGUAGAGAAACAAAUUGAAUGAGGUGACCUUCUAGUAGAUAAUUUUGUCUUCCUCCCUAAUCAAUGUAUUUGCUUUCUGUAGAAGUGUAGAGUUGGAAGGGACCCUGAGGGUCAUCUAGUCCAACCCCCUGCAAUGCAGGGAUUUUAAUUACUUGUGAAAUAUACUUGCAUUUCACCACUGCCUUUUAUUUUGCUAUAGCUGCUAAUGUUUAACUCUGAAAGACAAGGAAACAAGCUGCACCCUCUCUCCUGCCUUCAGCUCCAUUACAAGCACUCGGAUAACAGAGGGCCUCAGGUAGAUCAGAAAAUAUUUUGAACAAAAAUAAUUGAAAUCUUUAUUCCAAGUUGUGUGUAUGUAGCUCUGUAGAAAAUUCUGUAUUUUGCCACUGACUUUUUAUUUUUAUUUUUUUGUGUGUGACAGGGUAGCCAAGGGAGAUUGAGCUCUGUCCCCCAAAAAGCAGAUUUGCAAAUCAAGUUGAGUCCAGCUUUCUGCGAAUUAGAUAUCAGCAUUGUGGACAGACUAAAUUCACUGCUUCAGCCGCAGAAGUUAACCACAGUGGAGAUGAUGGCAUCACACAUGUACACCUCCUACAACAAACACAUUAGCCUGGUAAAGUAAUUGUAAUUUUAUCACUGAUAAAAGGAAAAUGACAAGAUGGCAUGUGGCAGCUUUUAUCUGUCAGGUUCACACUUCCAUGUAAAUAAUUUAAUAAAUAAUUUUACAGUGCAAGGUUUUGUCCCACUCAGAAGUUGAUUAAUUGCAACUCAGUGUGUGAACUUCAUUGAAAAGUUUAGGGAGGCGAGAUGGAACAAAAGUUGUACCAGCGUUAUUUGAUCUAUGAUGAACCAUUUUUUGCAGUAUAACAGCUAUUUGCUUAGACCUUUGUUAAUUGGCUUUAGCCAGUGCUCCCACAUUAAACAACAAAUACUGUUAAGAGUGCUUGAAAUGUACAAUGAAGCAUUAAAAAUGACUGUGACUUUGUAUAAUUUAUACUAAAUUGUACAUGUUUGCUGUAACGCAAUGGACUGUGGACAUAACUGCUUUUGACUGCCGUGCUUGAAUCCCCAUCAAAGCGUCUCUUGAAGGUGGGAGGUGAUCCAAAACCUUGUGAGAUGUGAAAUUCAGCUGUGUCUGUUAGCCAGCAGAAUGGACACCAUUGCCGGAAUAGAUUCUUCCUUUCCCUGCACACCUCCAAAAUCCACUCCAGAAAGUUUGGUGUGUGUGCUCCAAAGAAAAUUUGGAAGGGGUUGCUCAUGUGACAUUGGAUGUUGCCCCUCAAGUUGUGUUUUUUGCCCCUCAGAAUUGUUCUAAAAAUAUUUGUUUGCCCUCCCCUUACUUUGCAAUUGUUUCAGCACAAGGCAUUUGCUGAAGUUUUCCUGGACGAUUCCCGUACUCCUGCAAAUUGCAAAAUGUCGGUACAAGUGACUGCACCAGCUUUGAAGCUCUCAGUUCGCUUCCCAAUUCCUGACCUGCGGUCAGACCCAGAACGAGGACCUUGGUUCAAGAAAUCGCUUCAGAAAGAAAUUCUUCAUUUAGAAUUUGCAGAUAUGGAACUCAAAACCGAGUUUACAGGAGGACCAACUCCAGAGCAAGUUAAAUUAGAGCUCACUUUUAAAGAGCUAACUGGUAAGCGAAGGGAUCUCUAUUGGUUGCAAUAGAUGGUUGUAGCCAGUGCUUUUCGUUUGAGGUGCCAUAUAUUGAUAAAAGUACAGUGGAUGCCAGCACAAAAUGGCUGGCAUGGGAAGUGAAAAAAAGGGUUGCUGGUACUCAGCACCGCUUAGUAUUGUUGCACCUACCCACCCAAAAUCCUGGUUGUAGCUACGUUGUUCCUGGGCAAUAUGAGGGACCUAUUAGUAAGAUGAUACUUAUUUAUUGUUCCAGUUUCUAUUAUUAUAGGAAUAUGCAGACUUUCUUCGGAGAGAAUGGAAAGGAAGACAGUUUUCAUAUAUAUAGCAUAUGAGAUUACAGGGAAAUUCGCUUGUUACUUUUUUUUUUGCAACUUUAGACAAAGCCCAAUAAAUCUUUGGCAUUUGAGACACAACUGUUACAUGAUAGUUAGAGAUAUUUGGUCUUGAGUAAUCAUAGUAGUCUGCAAUCCUCUUUUGAUGCCGGAGGAGUUCACUAUCUAAAUUAUUUUCAGAGCUAACAAGAAGCUACUUUUCCAUUCUUUGUGAUGGAAAAGGAAAAAUUGUUUCAAAAAGGCUGAUUUUGUGUCACUGCUAAAUGAAGAAACUAAUCUCUUCAUGAUUAAAUGGCUAUGCAGUUAGUCCUAGGCAUGCACAACAUAAUCUUCUCCGGUUUCACCAUAGCAUCAUUUCAAGAAGGCAAAGAGGAAUCAGCUGUACAAUUUUUUCAAGUUUCCAGUGGUGUAGUUGGAGAGAUGAUCUCAUCAGACAACUUUGACUGGCCACGGUAAAACAAAAUACUAUUUGUUCUCUGUGUAAAUCCUAACCGCUUAUGAUGUGCUGCUGCUGAAAAAACUGUAACUGUUUAGAGCAGAGUUAAAUCAAAUCUAGGUUGUGUUGGUCUGGUAAUUAAGUACUCUUGAUGUUGGAAUGGUGUUUUUCUCCCAUCAAUGAUUAUGGCCUGAAUGUGACCGCUCUUGCUCUUCCAUAGACCCAAGGCCAUCAUAACCACUACUAAAAACUAUAAUAUGUAGACAUUUAAAAACUAUUUUUGACAGUAUUUGGCAAAACAGCAGAAAUAACAGAACUAUAAUGAAAAGACGACAGUGUGGGUCUCAUUUGGAAAAUAUAUUUAAUGUCUGAGAUAAAAUGAGAACACUCAGGAGGAGGUUUUAUUAAUCCAGCAUAAACCCAUGCUUGUCUCUUUCUACUGUAGGACUAAGGGUUACUAAAGGUACUCUUAUUUCCCCCACUAUAAGCACAUCCAGUUUGUUAAUAUCAGUUAUAUAGUCACUUCCAGUGUUUCAGUGCUGCCCAGGAGACUGGUCUUCCUCACUCUUAAUACACAGGGUUCGGAACUGCAGAAAGCUGAGAAACAAUUCAUGCUUGACACAUAUUCUGUCUACUUAGGGGAAGUACAUUUAUAUAACAUGGAAAUAGAUUUUGUGUGUGUCGUAAAUAGCUGUAGAAACUUUUAUGAGAACCUUUUCAUUGCCACAAAACACGUAACUAUUUCUGGAAUUAGUGUCGGGGAACCAGCCCACCAGGUGCGGAGGAAAAAUGACGAAGAGUCAUGGGUGAAGGUUUAAGCAAGGAGUGAGCUCUCUCCCCCAGCAGCCUUGCCUGUUUAUUAGCCUUGCGCACAUUACAUCAUGUUGCAUAUACACGUGUAGCACUCGGGUGGAAAACAGCUAGGGUUUGCAUUUCUUAGAAUAACUAUUCUCUACCAGGACAUAACUCCAGACAGCAUGACAGCCGCAUAAGCUUUGCGGUUAGGCAGCGCGACAGUGACCCAGGCGUGUGGGGGGGAACAAGUCAGCAGAUGUUUCCUCUUGCACAAUCUUGCACAAGGGUGUAUUUUUUCUAUUGCACCCCCACAAAUUAGUCACAGUUUCCUCCUUUUAUUUGACUAUUAGGAUUGUACUUAAAAUAAACCCACUGGCUGUGCACUCCAUUCUGGAAAGGAUAGCUCCUGAGGAUGAAGAGGAGGUUGAUGGUCAUUUUCAAGAAGAGGAAGAAGGAGGAUCUCACUCCCUGAAGGACGUGUGUGAUCUUAGAAGACCAAAGCCGUCUCCCUUUUCCUCUCGUCGAGUCAUGUUUGAGAAUGAAGAAGUAAGCACAAAGGGCUUAUCUGUAUGGCAUUUUUUGCAUCCAGUUGCUGUAUUCAGUUUCAGCAAAUAAUUAGCCAUCGUAAAUUGCUCAACUUAUGCUGUUUGGUUAGUUGGUAUGGUCUCAACAAAUCACUGCAAACCAUUUCCCCAAGGCAAGCCUGUGUAACUUACAUGAGCAUCUAAAAACAAUAUGAAGUAAUAUGUUGUUCUUUACUCUGUUGUUAUUUCCUGUGUUGUUUUUAGUUGCUCUGUCAUUGCAUUUUGUACAUUGCACUGAGACAUGUUUGAGGAAGGCUAAUAAUAACCACAGAUUAUACCUGAGAUGAUGUUUUUAUUUCUAGAUGGUGAUGCCAGGAGACGCACUGGAGAUGACUGAGUUUCAGGAUAAAGCAAUCAGCAAUUCUCAUUAUGUACUGGAGCUCAUGUUACCAAAUGUGUAUUUAACAUUCCCAAACAAGACCUUUUAUGAAAAGCUAUAUAAUCGGUAAGUAUAAGCGCUAGCUUUCAUGGUUUGCGUGACCCAUGAUUUGGAUCCAGAGGAGGCCUUUUUUGAGCAGAAGGCAGGGGAAAGCUCUUUCCACCACUUCCACCCUACAGCUAAUGCCACCUCUCACUUCCCUUUCCUGCUUUGGGCUAGGAUCACCACUAGCCCCUUUACAGGUUCCACAUACAGUGGUACCACGGGUUAAGUACUUAAUUCGUUCUGGAGGUCCAUUCUUAACCUGAAACUGUUCUUAACCCGAAGCACCACUUUAGCUAAUGGGGCCUCCUGCUGCUGCCGCACCGCAGGAGCACGCUUUCUGUUCUCAUCCUGAAGCAAAGUUCUUAACCCGAGGUACUAUUUCUGGGUUAGCGGAGUCUGUAACCUGAAGCGUAUGUAACCCGAGGUACCACUGUAAUGCCUGUUCCAUAGUUGUAAUAAAUCCAGACAGUCAAACCUCGGUUGUCAAAUGUAAUCCGUUCCCGAAGAUCGCUCAACUUCUGAAACCUUUGACAAUCGAGGCGCGGCUUCCGAUUAGUUGCAAGAGCUUCUUGCAUUCAAGCAGAAGCCACGUUGGGUGUUCGGGUUCUGAAAAAUGUUUGAAAACCGGAUCAUUUACUUCCGGGUUUUCGGCAUUCAGGAUCCAAAACUUUCGAAAAGGGAGCCUUUCAAGAACCAAGAUUUGACUGUAUUCUAGUCUGCCCAGCCUGUUGACAUCAGGCAGGUGCUUUCAAUGUAGUCUUUUGGGUGCCUGCUUAAGGCAUUUUUGCUUAGGCAAGCCCAUCCAGAUACAUAGUAGUUGAUGUGCUUCAAUCUUUUCCUGUUACUUUUAAUUCUCUCUUAAAUAUUUUUAUGUAUUUGUUUUCAGCUUUGCAUAGGUAAUUUAAAUAUUGCUUGUAAACCACUUAGGUGUUUUACUGUAAUCAAGCGUCAUAUACAUUUCGUUAAGUUAAAUAAAAUAAACCCAUUCUCAGUUCAUUUUUCCAGAUCACAGACCUGCCUUUGUUCAAGUUCUUCCAGGUUCAAAUUAAUAUAUGCCUGUAUUUCCCUCCCUUUGUAGGAUCAGUAAUGAUUUAUUACUGUGGGAACCCACAGCUCCAUCUCCUGUAGAAACAUUUGAAAAUAUUUCUUACGGUGUUGGACUUUCAGUGGCCAGCCAGUUGAUCAACACAUUCAGUAAAGACAGUCAGUUCAAAUCUACUAUUCACUAUGGUAAUAUACUAUAAACAUCUUACUGAAUUAUUAUGUUUAAGCAUAUAAAAGUCCAAGUGUAUCUCUAAUACAGCUGAAGCUACUGAAUUGAUAGAGGGAGAAACUAUACAUAAAGGUGUUACUUACUUCUUCCUGAAGGAAAAUUUAAAAUCUGCUUAUUUUUUAGCAUCCUUAUUUUUUAAAAAAUGUGGUUUCACUUUCUAUGAUAAGCUGUUUCUUGUGCAUGGUUAAAGAUUCACUUGUUUUUUGCUUUCCCUUUUGUAGAUGAUGAUAGUGGGUCUGAGGAAGAAACACUCCAAUAUUUUUCCACCGUUGAUCCAAACUACUGUUCCCGGAGAAAGAAAAAAACUGAAUCCCAGAACAGGAACACGCAGAGUUUUCUGUCAGUUCUUUUGAACAUUAACCAUGGAUUAGUGUCAAUAUUCACUGAUGUCAAGGUAUGACAUCUAGGGUCAGAGAACCCAUAAUAGCUUGACUAGAGUUGUUAUUUUGACUAUACUGCAUAAACCACUAUGGUAGCACGUUGAUCGUUCAUAGUAUGUUAGGGAUGAUGUUUUUUGUUUUAAAGGAUGGGAUUGCUUCAGAUAAAGUGUGGACUAAGCAGAGGAAUCUUUUCAGACAACCUAUAAUUCUCUGAUUCUUUCUCCAGCAGGACGAUGGGAGUGUAUGUGAAGACAAACAUGGGGAAUUUUGGUUUGAGUUCAGUAGUGGGUCGCUGUUCUGUGUGACAAAGUAUGAAGGCUUUGAAGACCAGCAUUACAUCUGUCUCCAUUCCAGUAUCCUCAGCUUAUAUCAUCAAGGUAUGAAAUGUCAGUGUAGAAAUAAUGUUUGUGUUCCAAGCUAUAAAAAGGUAAGGGGUUGAGUAAGGGAGAAAAUGAGUGAUUGUCAUCUAGCAAGUUAUACAAAACCUUGACAGCUAGGGUUUGUGGGCCUUACAGUUUGAAGAUCAGUGAGAAGCAACUCCUCCUUCCAAUAUAUGUUCCUCAAAUAAUUUUGAUUUGAUUUGAUUUGAUUUAAUAUUCUAGAGCACUUGCCUUUCAGUCCCGUCCCCCCAUUACAAAUAUAUGAAUCCAAAUUGGGAAUUAUUACUUGUUUACAAAUGUAAGUCUGCUGCAGUCCAAUUUAUCCACCACUACUGCAUUCCUUAAGCAUAUGGAAAGAAAUGUACUCAUAAUAUGUCUAAGGAGCUAGUCAUGGUGCUUAUGUGAAACACAGGAGGGUGAAUUGCUAAUAACAACCAAAUCAGAGCUGACAUAUAGAAAGUUUUUUCUAAGUACACCUAUGGUUGCGAAACCUUCUAUUUGUACAGUAAGAAAGUUGUGUUGGAUGUCUGCAGGUAUUUCUGAAGGCUGCCUUUCCUAGAAGAGAACUACUCCAAAAUGCAUUGUUCUGUUUUUAAAAUAAGUAUAGUAUUUCUGUUUGUCAAUAUACAUAACAGAAGAAAUUGCUGAUGAUUGAUAAGAUUUUAGAAAUCUUCCCUGCAGUUUUACUUAACGAAGUUUGGGUGUUUAGAGCAUCAGCCAGAUGUUAGCAAGUUUUAGAGUAAAAUAUGUGGAUUUUUUGUACCUCAAUUCAAAAUGUCUUUGAAGGACCAUCUAACCACAAAGCCGUCUUUCUGCAGGCGUGGUGGAUGGAGUUGUCUGUCCAUCUGAAGUAAGGCUGCCAAGUGCAACGCCACCCCAUUGGUUAGAGCCUACUAUUUACUUUUCGGAAGAAGAAGGUCUCAGUAGGGCUUCCUCAGAUGGUGUGGGAGUGGACUGCUUAAGCAUGUUGUCUGUUGCAGUUAAGAUACAAUCAAAUAAGUUGGAGACCAAUACAAAGGUUUGUAUUUAGAAAUUAAUAUCUAUAUAUCUAUAUCUGUAUAUGCUCUGAAAGUAUUUACAUGAAUACUUUGGAUGAACUUGUUUUUGUAGGAGUUUUUAGUUGCUGUUGGACUAAGAGGAGCCACUCUUCAACACAGAGUACUUCCUUCAGGUUUAAGCUGGCAUGAACAGGUAUGUUAAUUUGCUAAAUGUUCUAUGGUCUAUCUGGAGAUCAUUCUCGGGGGGGGGGCUAUAUGUUCUAACGUAGAGUAUUCCUACUGAGUAUUGCAGUUGCUGUAAGCUUGCUUUGUGUGGCUCAGUCCUGUAUAACUGGGAAUCCCCGUACUUCUGAGUAAAAUAUGCCUUUACAAUAAAUAUAUUAUCCAUCUCUUCUCCUUUUUAUAUAGUCUGCAAAAUCUUUCAGUGACAGCUGAUGUUACCUUACUUGAUUAGAAUACAGUGGGCCUAUCUUUACACUUUUGUAAUUGUAGAUUUUGUAUUUUUUGAACAUUUCUGAUGAGCCUGUGUUGGGAUAUAAUCCUCCAGCUUCUGUUACAACUUUUCACGUCCAUCUCUGGAGUUGUGCCCUGAAUUAUAGGUAAGCUAAACAAAUAAAGUGUUUGAAUCAGCCUAUUAAGUCAACUGUUGUCCUGAACCAGUUGCUUUAAUAUUCAGUUUGUCAAGUUUAUUUAUGGUCACUUGAAUUUCUGAACUACUUGCUUUCCAAAUAUGUUUCAAAUAAUUUUUUAUUUUUAUUUUUGGGUAGGCCUCUGUUUUUGCCAACUAGAUCACUUCUUACCGUUGAAACAUUUAGCAUUUCAAGUAGUGUGGCACUGGAUAAAUCAUCUUCUACUCUCAGGUAAAGUUUGUUAAGAACUUUAACAAAUCCCACAUUUAACUUAUAUUUCUUUCAACAUUUACAAAAUUGUUGGAAAAUAUAAUUCCUUUAAAAAACAUCCUUUUUGUUAUAGAAUAAUCUUGGAUGAGGCUGCUUUGCAUCUGUCUGACAAGUGUAAUGUUGCAGUGAAUCUCCAAAGAGGUAAGUGCAUUUCAGCUUUUAAAGGGAUUCAUACAAUUCCAAGUAACUAGUAAGGAUAUUAAAAGGUGUUUUUAUGUUAAGCAACUGUUAGCUGAGCUGGACAUGAUUGUCUGAUGUAGCAUGAUGGAGGAAAGAAGCUUUGUCUUUUUGAAUUUCCCAUGCAUGUGAUUCUUGUCUAGCUAUGGUCAACAUAUUAGAAUAAAAUAGCCAAACUGCAUCCCAGUAUAUUAAUGAAUUCUGGAUUUAUUGCUGGACAACUGUAAAGUUGUCCAUGGAAGCACAAGCCAAAAUUGGCCACUAAAAUAGUCAUUCUAAAAUCAUUCCCAUUCAUAAGACACAAAAAAACAACAGAUAGAAUCAUAGCUAGGGUGGGGGCGCUGUCUACUCAUUUUCUGUAGUUUAGAAAGGGCUUGAGUUUCAGUCGUAAAACAAUCCAUCAUCAUGAAGGCAUUUGAGGGCUUAAAUAUGAGGCAUAAGCAGCAAUUCAGGAGUUUAGCAGAUAAUUAUUUUGUUUUCUUCAGAUUAUGUUCGAGUUAUGGACAUGGGACUCUUAGAACUGACUAUAAGGGCAGUGAAACCUGGAUCUGAUGGAGAGAGAGUAAGGAAUUGAGUUAAAAUAUAAAAGCUAAAUUAUGUCUGGUUUAAGUUUUGGAGUGUGUGUGUGUGUGUGUGUGUGUGUGUGUGUGUGUGUUUGGUCCCAGCUCCUGCCCACCUAGCAGUUCGAAAGCACCCCUAAGUGCAAGUAGAUAAUAGGUACCGCUUUAUAGCGGGAAGGUAAACGGCGUUUCCGUGUGCAGCGCUGCUGCCGGCUCGCCAGAGCAGCUUCGUCACGCUGGCCACGUGACCCGGAAGUGUCUCCGGACAGCGCUGGCCCCCGGCCUCUUAAGCAAGAUGGGCGCACAACCCUAGAGUCGGACACGACUGGCCCGUAUGGGCAGGGGUACCUUUACCUUUACAUUUUUAUAAUAAAGCUUUGGCCUUUGAGAUACUUGUUCAAAAAAGUGUGAUUGAAAUUGACUUUGGUUCUUAAACAUACUGGGUCAUUUUCUAAACACAUAUAUCUGGUUCCUUGAUCGUACAUUCAGGACUGACUUAAGAAAAGUGCAUCUUCUGCUGGUGUCGGACAUGAUUUUGAAUUAUUGUCUGUUUAGAGUAAGCCACGUUUUGAACUCCAUUGUUCCAGUGAUGUGAUCCACAUUAGAACGUGCUCAGAUUCCUGUGCUGCGUUAAUGAAUCUUAUCCAGUAUAUUGCAAGUUAUGGUGAUCUGAAUCCGCCUGCGAAGAUGGAGAAUACUUGUGGAGCGACCAAGCAAAAUGUUAAGGUAUGAAAAGGCAUCUCUCUCUCUCUCUCUCUGUUUCCAUUCACCAUAAAUUUUUAUGGCCUAGCUUUGUCCACAGUUGUGAAAACUGUUAAUUACACAAAGCUUUUGGGGGAAAAAAAGAUUAUUAUCCCCACUAAUUCACAAUAGGCUAUGUCUUACCUUGCAUGGACUGGGCUGGCUUUCAGAUGUCAUUAUUUGUAUUGGUAGUCAGAAUAUUUUGCAAAUAUUCUGAAAGCUGUCAUAUGGGGUAGCAAUCACAAUUUCAGUUAAUUUGUUUAGCUUGAAAAGAAAUACAGUGGUACCUCGGGUUAAGUACUUAAUUCGUUCCGGAGGUCCGUUCUUAACUGGAACUGUUCUUAACCUGAAGCACCACUUUAGCUAAUGGGGCCUCCUGCUGCUGCCACACUGCUGCGGCGCAAUUUCUGUUCUCAUCCUGAAGCAAAGUUCUUAACCCGAGGUACUAUUUCUGGGUUAGCGGAGUCUGUAACCUGAAGCAUAUGUAACCCGAGGUACCACUGUAACCUAACAUUGGUUCCCAAGUGGAUGGGUUGGUUCCUUCAACUGACGGCAUUGGCUACUAGGAGGGUUGAUUAUUAAUAGCUAACCUCUGGACCGGAGCAUUGAAUCUGUCUAGAUCAGUGGUGCCGAACGUAUGGCAUGCAUGCCAGAGAGGGCACUCAGAGCCCUCUCUGUGGGCACGCGUGCCAUCAUCCCAGCAGGGCCAUAGCUUCCGUGCUGGGAGUAGGGGGGGGGAGGAGGAGGAGGAGGAGGAAAGGGCUCACGGGGAGUGGAGGCAGGGAUCUUUCAGAAGUCGAGUGGAGGCUUCACACAGAGAUCCCCGCCUCCACUCCUGCUUGCAUGCAAGUAGGAGCGGGAUUGGGCAGCUCCUGGCUGCCUUCAGGUGGUGCGGGGGCUCUCAGAUGCAGCUUCCGGGCUGCCUCCACCUUCCCCAACGCCAGCAACUAUUCAGCCUGGCUGCCUUCACAGGGUUGCAGGUGAUCUGAUGCGGAGGUGGGGGCUCCCUUGAGUGGAGUGCAGCCGUGAACCCCUCAACAAAGUGUGACAGAGCCUACACCUCCCCAUCUUAGCAGCCCCGAUCCAGCUCCUGUUCCCGUGCAAGCAGCAACGCUGCCUAGCGGAGCAGCCCAACCCCACUCCUACUUGCCUGCAAACAGGAGCAGGCUGGGGGGGGGGAGGGUGACGGCAACAUCCCUUGCCUGCUCACUUGCCGCCCUGGCCCAGCCUUCUUUCACUCAGCGCCGGGGCCGCCAGAGCUGGAGGAGGGGGUGGUUGCUGUUGUACUGGCGGCAGCGGGACCCAGCGCUGGAGGGUGGCAGGUGCCUGCUUGGUUGCCGCCCAGCCUGCCUUCCCUCACUAGGAAAACAGAUGUGUAGCACCCAAAAUGGAAGUUAUACUCAGAACAGAGCAUGUUCGGCUUCUGAAAAACGUUCCAAAACCAGAACACUCAUUUCUGGGUUUGAAGUGUUCAGGUUCCAAGUAGUUCGAGAACUAAGCUGUUCGAAUACUGAAGUACCACUGUAUUUAUUUUUCCCAAUUUGAACUGUAUUUAUUCCCCACCCCCACCCCGGUGGUGAUUUUAUUGAGUCAAAAUGAGAGUACCCCUAAACAUUUUUUUUAAGAAAAAAAAGCACUGAGUUAUAUCAUAAAAUUAUAUAUCAAUGGAAAGAUAAUUUAAUGAAGAAUGUAAUGCAAUAACUUUUAUGGAGGAUUAUUUAUUACAACAGCAGUCAUAAAGAAGAAACGUGAAACACAGAAAAAAGAGAGAUAUACAGGUUAAAUUGCCGUGUUGGCACUUUGCGAUAAAUAAGUGGGUUUUGGGUUGCAGUUUGGGCACUCAGUCUCUAAAAGGUUCACCAUCACUGAUCUAGAUCACUUUUGUAAAGUUGAGAAACAACACUUGUAGCAAACUAAGCUAGCAUGCAUCAUAGCUACAGAUAUUUAUCAAGAACUGCACUGUAUUUCCUUAAUAAGUUUAGAUUGGUGUAUUCCUUAUCUUCCAGGCAGAUUUCUCUAGCCGGCCAUCAUCCCAAGGUCCAAUCCUGGCAGAAGCUGACCAACAGAUUUUACGGGAUUUAAUGAGUGAUGCUAUGGAAGAGAUUGAAACCCAGCAGUUUACUUCCCCCUCUAAGCCACAAGCUAAUGGUAGAUCUUUCCAGGUUUCUUCUGUUUUUAAAGAAAUGCCGUUUAAAUACAGUAUUUCAAAUGAAUCCUGUUAAAUUAGGGUUGCCAUACGUCUGGAAUUUCCCAGACAUAUGCGGAAUAUUGCUAUCUCUAGCAGUGUCUGGGUGGAAAUCAGAAAUAUGUCCAUGAAAAUCUGUGGGCAGUGCUGUUUUGCUGAUUUUUCCUAAAAGUAGCUCAAAAACGGUUUUUGCGGAUUUGCCAAAGAAAAGCUGAACAACUUUGGGCAAAACUUUUUCUGUCCUGAUUUUCACUUUUUGAAAUCUGGCAACCCUAUGUUAAAUGCCUUCUUCUCGUACUUCACCUGCUUAAUCUUGAUAGAAGUGUCUUGUUUCUCUUCUCCCAGGAGUUUUGGAUGAAAAGACACAAACGCCAGCACCAACUUGCUCAGAUCUCUUCCUGUUUCCUGAUGAAAGUGGGAACCUCUCUCAGGAGCCAAGUCCUACUUAUGCUUCAUUCACUCCCCAUAUGAUUAAUGAAGCGAUAGGAGAUGUACCUUCCGAAAACGAUGACUUCUGUAUUCUUUUUGCACCGAAAGCUGUUGUCUCUGUAAGGAAAACCUAAUGUUAAUAAGAAAUCAAAUGUGAGGGGGGAAAUACCUUUUAAAACUCAUAGGUUAACUGAUUUGGUUAACAGCUGUUGCAUGAAGACAGUCUGUUGGAUCUGGAGAGCUUCUCACUGGGUCAUCCUUCUGGAAUGUGACAUGACAAAUCCAUGGAGAGCAGGUUGAUAAUGCAAUUGCUAAACGACCUUAAAGGCAGUUGCUCAAAUUGGGCAAUAACUCCAGCAUGCUGUAUAUAUAGAGAAAUGGGUAGUUGCCAUUUUGUGCAAAAUAUAGCAUGAGGUCUGCUGCUAUGUAUUAUAUAUGCAUUAGAAGUGCUGUUUUUCGUAUUUUGAUUGUUAGAAUUUGAAGUUAUCUUUGGGCAAGGGAAACGAGCCCUUCUGUUUGAUUAAAGCAGAGUCAAGCUAAAUCAAUAGAAAAUGCUAGCCCCCAAAUUUUACCUGUGUUAGUCUCCAGCUACCUUCCAAUUAGCAGAAUUGGUCAUUUUGAAAGCCGUUCUUUCUUGCCACUGGCCACAGGCAAGUGCCUAUUUACAAACCUGCAGUAAACCUAACAACUCGGAGCCAAGCAAUAUUUAUAGUUUUGCCACAGAAAAACAACAACAAAUGGAUGAUUUUUUUUUUAAAAAAAAUAGCAUUUAAUGUGCAUGUACUUAAUAUCCUGUAACCUUUUAGGAUAAAGUAGAAGAGCCAGUAGUGAAAACGAUGGUUGAUGAUGCGAUCCUGAUAAAAGAGAACCAUUUCAGUCUGCCAAUAAAGAAGGCAGACACAAACAAAGGUCCGUUGAGAUUUCCUAUCCCCUUGGUGCGCUACGUUGUGAAAGAAAUCUCACUCAUUUGGCACCUUUAUGGGGGAAAGGACUUUGGAAAUGCACCCCCUACAUCUCCAGCUAAAAGUUACAUGUAAGUACUUCUGGUAUUAGUUUAUUAAAUUCAUACCAUAGGGAAAAGAUGCAUUUGUCUUCAAAACAUAAAACUGAACCCCGUGUCCAGGUGAGGGGUUGUUUUGCCCUUUCUCAUUUCCUCUCCCUCAGAAUAGUCCAUUGCUUUUCUCUGCAUUCCACCUCUUAAACAUGGCAGAAAAUUGUUUUUUACCUUCUUACAUAGGAAAAAGAUGCAUUUGUCUUCAGAACAUAAAACUCGCUGGGCUAGUGCAUAAAGGGGGGAAAAACUGCUUUAGCUUAGUUCCAGCUAGACUUUCCCCUCCUCCACACCUUCAGACAGGGUGUUCUGCGAGGAACUGGAUUUUUAAAAAAAUGAUACUCUUUAUUGCAGCUUUUAUUCUCCCCGCUCCCCAACAUGGUUUACGAUUUCUUAUAUGCUGUCUUGGGAGAUCUUGUAUCCUAAAAGCAGGAUAUUAAUAAUUGCAAUAAAUAAAAUGGCUAUUAUUUAUCUGUGUCAGGACAUCAUCUCAUUCAGUUUGCCCUGGAGCUCCAUCUGAGCAAGUAGAAAUGGCAGCUUAAAAGUAUGCACUCAAAUGUGUAGUUUUUUUCCUUCCUGGCUGGCAUUCCCUUGAAGCAUGUGAUUAAUUGUUGGUCAGAUCUAAGGUGGUGAAAGCAGGCAAUGUACUUUCAGUGAGUGUAUUCUGAAAGGUUUGUUUUUUAAAAAGCCACUUUACAUUUUCCUAAUACUUAUGGAAUGCUUGUCCAUCGAGUUCUUUUGAAGAGGAAAAUGCAGUCUGGUUAACAGUGGCAGCAAGUUGAUUUUCUUUUCUUUUUUUACUCUUCAGUUUGUUUACUAUUUAUAGAAACAUUUAUAAAAAGCAUCGCCUUACAAAAUGUCAGAGUAUUGUUGAGAAUACACUGAGAAUAAAAGUUAUAAUAAUACAGUCGUACCUUGGCUCCCAAACGCCUUGGGAGUCGAACGUUCCGGCUCCCAAACGAUAAAAAAAUGGAAUUUUUCUUUUGGAAGCAGAAUGUCGGACAGGGCUUCCAAGGCUUCCGAUUGGCUGCAGGAGCUUCCUGCAGCCAAUCAGAAGCCGUGCUUUGGAAGUCGGAACAUUUCAGAAGCUGAAUGGACUGCCGGAACGGAUUCUGUUCGACUUCCGAGGUACCACUGUAAUACAGCACCAAAAGAUGACCAGUUGAGCACUGAAACAGUUGUUGCAAGCCAAACUUAAAGUUUAAAUGGAAAAACAAUACCCUUUCUCCUAUUCCAGUAGUCCUCAGAGCUCUCCUUCUCACACACCAACAAGGCAUGGACGCAACACAGUCUGUGGUGGAAGAGGAAGGAACCCAGAUUUCUUGAUGGAAAUACAGUUAAGUAAGGUAAGAAUAACUGAAAUGGCGACAGUUGUUCUUUAUUGUUGGGAAGUUCUCUACAACUGAUGAGGACCGUAUUUGCCCAUUUGUUUGGCAUGCAUAGGAUAUGAAGCAUUACAAAAAUACAGAGGCAAUGUGACCUUUUCCUCAGGCUCUAAAAUCUGAGGAGCUUUUUGUGAGCCAUAGCAGUAUCUACUUGGACCUUUUGAACUUAGAAAGGGCAGAGAGUGGAAUGGCCAUAGCUGGUGAAUGGGCCACAGCUGGAAACAGGCACUCCUUGCCACUGAAGCCAGCUAAACUUAUAAGUGACAACUCUGUAUCAAGAAGCAUUGCAAAUGCUACAGGGGGUGGGUCUUAAUAGACUUCUUGCCUUUUGCCUUUCCUGGUUAUAAGGUCAAAUUCCAGCAUGAGGUAUAUCCAUCUGGCGAAGCAGAAUGUGAGGUCAACCUGCUGGAGCAACCCGUGUCUCGUCAAGUGUUUGUGGUUCAAGAUCUUGAGAUCAGAGAUCGCUUGGCUACAUCACAGAUGAAUAAAUUUCUCUACCUCUACUGCAGUAAGGAGAUGCCUAGGAAGGCACAUUCUAAUAUGGUAAGGCCGUGUAACAACUUGCUAAAUGUGGAAAUGAUGGGGCUGAGAAUAGAUGCGGUGUCCACAUGCAGCGUAGAAGUAUGUGUUCUACUAAAGUUAUGUCUGACCUCCACUGGGACUUGAAAAACAGUCCAUAAAAAUUCACAUACGCAAUGGCUACAACUUUUACUGCAUGUUGCAUUGAAUUAGAGUGACAGCAAUUUUGACACAAGUUCAAAACACCCAGUAAGAAACAUAUCAGUAAUGAUUCUGCUGUAAAGAUUCUUUAUCUUUUAUAUAUGCUCUCAGAACAAUUCACAAAUAUACGUUCAUUUUUAUUCAGCUUUUCUUUCUCUCUUCACUUGUUAUUUCAGUUGACGGUCAAAGCUUUGCAUGUUCGUCCAGAGUCGGGCAGAUCGCCCCAGGAGUGUUGUUUGCGAGUGUCAUUAAUGCCACUUCGUCUCAACAUUGACCAGGUUGGUUUAGCAAGCAACACUUCUUAGGAAAAUAUAUAUAGAGAGAAUUUAUGCAGUGUAAUGAUUCCUUAAUCACUCGUUCCUAUAAUCUGUUGUAAACAUUUUGUGGGUGUGAAUUGCAAAGUUGUGAUUUGAUUAAGUUUGCAACUAUAGUUGUGCAAAGUUACCGUUAUUGCAUAAGUAGCUUGCUUCGAUGGAAGAAAAAGAACCAUUUAUGAAGUACAGAUGGUUGUUGUUGCUAUUUAUUGAAUUUAUUGGUUGUUUUCUUUUGCCAAAGGUAACCCAAAACAACUUAUAGCCAAAAUGUUUUUGUUAAUCAUUGGAGAAAAUCUCAUAAUCAUGGUGGGCAGGGUAUUUAUGGAUGGAGGUUCCUCCAGGGAUGUAUGUAUGUUCAGUGUGUAUUUUUGCGCCUUGUGCACAGUGUAUCUUUGUACCUGCUUGUGUGGUCCACUCACUGACAGGUGGUAAGGAUCUUUUGCCUUCAUUGCAACAGUGCUUCUACAUGCAGCACUUUUAUUUUCCUCAAUAUGAAUGGAAAGCAUAGGAGAAAGUAAAAGGGGCUCAUGGGAAACCACUGCAACUCGACUUAACCCUGCCACUCAUGGAGCCAGUAGCUGCCUGAGGGCCUGUUUUGCUCUUUCUCAACUUGCCUGGCUGGCAGCCUAUUUACUCUCAGCCAUAGAUGUUGAUGGGAGCCAUUGAGAAUUGAGCCAGCCUGUGUCAGAAUAAUCCAUUCCUUUUCUCUGCAUUCCCCUUUUUAUCAUGGCAGAAGAUUGGCUUAUUAUAGGCGUGUGUGAUGUAUAUAAAAAUGUGAAAACACUUUCUCUUAUCCCUUCCUUCUGUUGAACUCAAAGAAGUGUCUUAACAGGGAUGGUCAAGCUGUGUCUAUCCUGACGUUGCUGAACUACAACUCCCAUCAGUCACAGGCAGCAUAGCCAAUCACCCAAAGGUAAUGGGAGUUGUAUUUCAGUAAUAUCUGAAGGGCCACAGUUUAUCCACCCCUGGUAUAUAAGGCGGUUUCACUUGUUUGUGAUUUAUAUGCUACUUUUAUGUUUCAGGAUGCCCUGUUUUUCUUGAAGGAUUUUUUCACUAGCCUGUCUACAGAAGUAGAAGUCCUAAUGACUCCAGAUCCCGAGGGUAAAUAAUUUGUCUCUCUCUUUUUUUUGUGUAAUGAAUUCAUAGAAACAUAUACAUGGACAGCAGAGCUACAAACAAAUAACUCUUUCAUUGGCAGCCUUAGAUUUCAGCAUUCAUUUAUUUAUCUGUUUGCAGUUAAGAAGCCUCCUGGUGCAGAAGUGACAUGUACCUUGCCCAGGCACCACAGCAGUUUCAAAGAGCCAAGUCCAGUCAUUUCUUUCUCCUUACACAAGCGAGCGAGCCAGAACGGAAGUGUUGAUUCUGUGGAUAUGCUCAACGGGGAUGACCAUAAUUUUGCACACGAAGAGGCACCAUUCAGUGACCAGCCAAUCUUUUUCAGGUACCUUGAGAGGUAGAUCACAGGUGGCUUCAGGUGUUGUUGGACUCCGGCUCCCAUCAGCCACAGCAUGCAUGACCAAUGGGCAAUAAUGAUGGGAGCUGUAGUUGAGCAACAUCUGGAGGACCACAGAUUCCCCCCCUACCACCACCUUAGAUCCAUGAGAUGCUCUAGUCUAGAGAAGUUACAGUUACCUCUUAUUUCACUCAUUUGGUAAACUCUUAAUUUCUGCAGUCCAGAAGCAUCCAUUUUAUAAUCAGUGGACUUCUUCCAUCUGUAGCCCCAGUCCAGAGCCCUAUAUGUGUAGCAAAGCAUAUAUGCAUGUAUAUAUAAGGAACCUCCUGCAUAUGUAAGGCUAUCCAUGGGAAGUGGGGUAAAGAUCACAGUCCUUGCCCUGUUAAUAGCAUCCCUGAUCUUGCCUGCAUUGAUAGUGAGUGAUUAGUGGGUGAUAGUGGGUAAAAAAGAGAGAAGUGGGAAGACUGUGUGCGCACGUAAAUGCACCUGCAUGUAAGGGGGUAGUUGUUUGUCUUUGUGCCUUCUGUGUAAGGUUGGGAAGGAUGUGUGUAUUAAAGAAACACUCAUUAACGCAAAAAGGGGUGCAGGGGAUUUCAGCCUAAGCCACACUCACUACUGAGUCUGGUCCCAUCCACUGGAAAGUAGCUCCUGGGAGUAAAAAGGUUGCCCACCUGAUGUUUAAGCUCAUCAUAUUCAUACUUCCCCCACAGUGUAUAUUAUGUGACUGUUUUCAUCUGAUGCUAAACUAAAAAGAUAGUAGGAAAUACAAGUUUCCUUCACAGGACCAAGCCUUGCUUGCAUGUAGUACCGUCGUACCUUGGAAGUCGAACAGAAUCGGUUUCGGAAGUUUGUUCGACUUCCAAAGUGUUCAGAAACAAAAGCGCAGCUUCUGAUUGGCUGCAGGAAUCUCCUGCAGCCAAUUGGAAGCCUCAGAAGCCCCGUUGGACAUUUGGCUUCCUAAAAAAGUUCAGAAACCAGAACACACACCUCCGGUUUUCAGUUGUUUGGGAGCCAAACGUUCAGCAACUAAGUCGUUCAAGAUCCAAGGUAUGACUGUAUUCUUAAAAAUGCUGCACGGUAGAACUGCACUUUAAUUUUCCCAAAGGUGACUUUUCUGAGUAUAAACAUUAUCAAAAAGAAUAGAAGUAUGAGACUGGAUCUUGUGAGAUUAAGAUGACUAGUAGGUCUGGCAACUUUUAAAUCCCUAGAAAGUUGGGGAUUUAGCAAAUAUAGGUGAAGGUUAGUGAUCCUAAAAAAAAUAUGGAGCUCAGGGAUGUUAGUUUUACUUUUUACCAUCUUAGGUUUUAUCUGUUGAUCCCAAUCUUCCAACUGUGUUUUUGUUUCUGUGUAGCAUGUUAUCAACGUAUUUUUCCUUUUAGAGAAUUUCGAUUUACAUCAGAAGUUCCAAUACGUCUUGAUUACCAUGGCAAGCAUGUUUCUAUGGAUCAGGUUUGUUGACUUUUGUUGAUAAAAUUAGCCUUUUGGAGUGUCACAUUCAGUAGUUCUUUAUUUUGGAAAGAUGAUACAUUUAUGCUCAAAAUCUUCAAAUAAAUCAAAAGAUUGCUAAACUUACGGUCUUGCAAAUAAGUCCAGAAGAGCUGGUAGCCUGCAAAGAUUCUUACCACUCCAUUCGCCCACACAUCCAUUUUAAGGGUCAUUUGUGGUUUAAAAGAAAAAGUCACCAACUUUCUGCUUUGUCACCUGGAGGAGAUUCUUGUUCACUGCAGGCAACUUGCAUUAAUGUUUAACUUUCAUUAAAGCAUCCAGAACCCAAUAUGCCAUCAAAUUUCAGAUGGCAUUCUGCAGUAGGUAGUAGUGAAAGACCUUUUGGUAAAACUUACAUACCUAACUGCAAAAAAGGCAUAAUUUUAUUGGUGGCCGCUCAUAGUGAUGGCUGUGGAAUACUUACUCUAGGAAAGCUAAAGUUGUCCUUUCAGUGCCAGGCCUAGACUGCCUUUGUUCUCCCAGGCCAUUUAAGAUCAUGUACUUUAGUCCCUGUUGUUACGGUUGGUGGCUUCUAACCUCCUGUAACUUGAUGGUGAUGCCAGCUUCUAUGCUUUGGGUUGUAUUUUAUUCCGUUUUUAUUAUAUUUUGUGUUUGACUUUUGCUCCAAUCAACUUUCUGAAGCUUAUUGUGAAUUCUUAUUCUAGCAUUUCCUUUCCGUUUCUAUACAACACCCAGGGACUUUAUUUUGGGAGGAAACUUAAAAAUACAGUUAGCAGUCAAGAAUACUUUGGUGUUUAUUUGCUGCUUAUGAACUGUUUGACGCUUUUCACUUUCAGGGUACAUUAGCUGGGAUUCUGAUUGGGCUUGCUCAGUUAAACUGCUCAGAAUUGAAACUGAAGAGGCUUUGCUAUAGACAUGGGUAAGUUUCUCCAGUUGUUCUAAUGGAGUUGCUGUGUGUUAGGCUGUCCGUUCCAGGAAAACCAACACCGAGCAUUGUAAUGGUGGGUGGAAUUCAGUGUUGCACUCUUCCAAUGGUUCUAUCUGUACAAGCAUUACAACUUGCUAUACAGAACUAUCCCCACUCGUCUCCCCCUGUGCACCGUUCUGCAGGUUCUCUUGACCCCAUUAAGACAAUUUGGGGGGGUGCACAGGGGGAAGAAAGCAAGAAGGUGGAAGUCCUUGCGCAGGACUUCUGCUGACAGGGCUGGUGAGGUGGCUCCUGCCCUGUGUUUGCUGUGAAGGAAAGACAAACAGAACAAUUUCACUAGUUCAAGCACUUUGGGCUGCAAAGCUGAACUUUCCCUCCCUCUCCUGUCUCUGUGAAACCCCUGUGUGCCCCCUAAAUUGCCCCAGAGAGCUGGGGGAACCCCAAAACAUUUAGAGGUGCACAUGGAGAGGGAAGGAAGUUCUGUAGUGCAGCCAACGGUGCUUGCUCUAGCAGAACUGUUUGGUUGGUAACUGGCCAAAGUAAUUCACAGAUCUUAAUAGCAAAAAGUGACGUAGUCUCUCCAUCAUACCUUCCUAUCAUUCUUUAGGUAACAAAAUGUUACUUUUGUGCACACACAGGUUGCUAGGUGUGGAUAAGCUUUUCUCUUACGCCAUCUCAGAAUGGAUUAAUGACAUCAAGAAAAACCAGCUACCAGGUAUUCUAGGAGGAGUCGGGCCAAUGCAUUCAUUAGUUCAAUUAGGUAAGUUCCUGCAGUAUUUUUUAAGCCUCUCUGUUUUUUUAUUCUAUGUUCAUGCAUUCAUAUGAAUGAAUAUUUUUCCUGAGUGAUUAUCCAUGGCAUGCUAUCUUUAAUUACAGUGCAGGGUCUAAAAGACUUGGUGUGGUUACCAAUAGAACAAUACCGAAAAGAUGGCCGCAUUGUAAGAGGCUUUCAGAGAGGUGCAGCUUCUUUUGGUACAUCUACUGCAAUGGCAGCGUUGGAACUGACAAACAGAAUGGUUCAGACCAUACAGGUAUGUUUUCCCUUUAUCAAUGGGGAAGGAAAGGAAAGGAAGCCUAAUCUUAUUUGAAGCAAACAAGGAAGCCUAAUCUUAUUUGAAGCAAACAAGAUUUUGGGAAAUGGUUUCAGAAGUCAACUAAAGCCUACAAUUACAUAGCCAACUGAGAUCUCUCUUGUUUCAUCCUUAAUUAAGAGGAGGGAAGGUGUGGCCUGUGAUGUUUCUGUAACUUGGUAUUUGGAGUAGCAUUUUAAAGAGUUAGGCAUGAAUGCUGAAAUCAGAACACUGGGGUUUUUUUUCUUUUGGAAGUCAUGUCUAUUUAUUGCUGGCAAAAUAUCUGUAGAGGCAGCAGGCAUUGUAUGAGAGAGGAGGGGUUAUAUACUGUAAUGAGACUGUGGGGAUGCAUAUUGCAGCUCUCCGUGGGAAUCAUGUCAGCAGAGCCCAAGUAGCGUAGGGUUGGAAAUGAAAGACUGAUUUUAUCCACACCACAGUAAUAGCCCCAAGAAAUAUUAUAUCCCUACAGAAGUGAAUGUCAAUAAUUAACUUAGUUGGUAGAAAAUGAAGGUGUACUCUAAUUGGUCCCUUUGAAUGCCAUAAUUUGCUCUUUUUUGGACCAUGCCCUAGUGUAUGUUGGGAACCGGCAGGGGUGGAUAGCUAGAUUACAAGGAGCCCUGGGAGAUGAGAAUGUAUUCUUAAUAUUUAGCAUUGGCUUGUGUUUUAAAAAGCUAGGAGGCUUAUCAUAAUGUACAGAUAAUUGGAUAUUAUGGCCAUAUCUAGGUUUUUACUGGCUCACCACACGUGGUAAGAGAAUGUGUUUUUGAUUUAUUUAUUGAAAUUGAUACUUAGGCAGCUGCAGAAACAGCUUAUGACAUGGUUUCCCCCGGGCCUAGUUUAAUUGAGACAAAGAAGAUCAAACGACUUUCUCGCUACCGCCUGGCUCAUCAGCCUGUGGACCUUCGUGAAGGUGUGGCCAAAGCAUACAGCGUUGUAAAAGAGGUAAGGAGCGUUACCAUUGCCUUCUGGACAUCUGCAUUGCAUUCACAGAGGCAGGGAGAGAUGCCUUCGGAAUGGGUAUUGAGCGCCAUUUUUAGGAUAUUGGUAUGGCUUUAAUGAGGCUGUAUAGCCCUCAUUUUUCUGCACAAUAAUUUUAAUUCUCCUUAGGGGAGUGGUAUUUUCUCCAUGUUGGUUUCUCAGGUGGACACCCAAGAGAGGGUUGAGGUUGCUUGGCAUCUGUGGAAUGUGGCAUUUCAGCUGCCCUUUGUGGCGUGCUGGAACCCCUAACCACUGCUGGCUCUGAUUGCUCUGUCGUUGGUUUCUUUCCAAUGACUAGGAACAGAUUUAAAUCCAUGCCUGACAUUUUGUUUCUCUGCCCAAUGUGCGGCCCAGCAGGCCACACACUGCAUUUCACCAUUGGUUGUAUCCACUCGCUUUGAAACCAGCUUCUGGAGCUUAGUCGACUCACGUGGGCAUCAAGCUACUUAGCCAGUGCGGGUCUGCAAGAACUGAAUUCACCGUUUUGCUGCUCUGCAGGAAGGGCUUCCCUGUUUCAUUGCGGUGAAUGAUGGGAUGUAAUUGACAGGGAUUCUGGGGCUUAUAAAGACUGAUGACCCAACCCACCACCCCACCUCCCCCAAGCAGUUUACUUCACUAAAGGGAGAUGGUGCAGUUCUUAACACUCUGUUUUGUGUGUCUGGGACUCUCUUAAGGGGAUUACAGAUACGGCGCAUACCAUCUAUGAAACUGCUGCUCGAGAACAUGAGAACAGAGGAGUCACUGGAGCGGUGGGAGGUGUCCUCCGCCAGAUCCCGCCAACUGUGGUGAAACCUCUCAUAAUGGCAACAGAGGCGACGUCAAAUGUGUUGGGCGGCAUGAGAAACCAAAUCAGGCCCGAUGUGCGUCAGGAAGAGUCCCAGAAGUGGCGCCUUGGAGAGGACUGAUAGCUUUAAAAGCGUGUUUGACGUACAGACACUGGGAAACUGGAAGCAUAAAUCGUUUAUCCUCAUGGCAGCUUUAGAUGGGACGUAUCCUUUUAAUAUGCUUAUCUCAGGAACACAAGAGAUUGGAAAGCAAUUUGAUGGCAAAACCUGAAAGCAAGUUUGGUCAGUGCCAAAUGGAGUGGCACCUUCAAAAAAAAAAUACGGCCAAAUCCAGGAAAAUGCUGGCUUUAGACUGGGCGCUAUGUCCUCCUUGGUAUCUUGAUAUUUGUUGUUGGCAGGGUAUUUUUGUCCUUCUUUUGAAGCAACCACACUUCCCAUACUUAUCAGUCUACAUGUAUAUAAAGGGGUUCCCCAACCAUGGUUGAAGUAAGUUUAAAAAAGCAAAGGGUUACAUUAGUGCCCUUCUGUAACAGGGUUGAUGUCUGGUGUGAGACAUGGACACUACAGGAUACUAAAAGGAAAAGGGGAUUUCAAUUAUUUUGCUAAUUGUGAGUGUCUCACAUGUGGCACUUAGCAACCAGGACAAUCUGUCUUGAUAUCUGGUCAGAAAAUUAUUUUCAGACGACUGUGGACACUAAUUGUUUCCCCUUCAUAAUGAAUUCCUCCUUUUGUGGAGAUUUGAGCAAUCUGAAUGUUGCAGACAUGUUCUGUUGUGUUGCACUUUAAAGAAUUUUGCCUGUAUAUUGCCUUUUUAAAAUAGUUGUUAAUAAAUGUGCAUUUUGUCCUUACGUAGUUUUAAAACUUAUGCAAAUCACUUAAAGGGGCAGAACACUACAAGAUCAUCAAUGACAUUAAAAAUGGAUUGCAGUGCUUGCAGUUAUUCAGAUUGCUGCAUAGGAAAAAGGGGUCUAGUGAGCGGUUGGUUCUGAAUACACACAGAGAGAAUACAGUUUGUGGGGAAAGGUGUCUCGUGAAAGGAAUAUUGGGACUUGUAUAUGUUGACAUGAGUUCAUCAUUCAGUUUAAAUGCUAUGCAAGUUACAUCUUGGUAGUCAUUUUUUCCAAUUUUCACAGCAAAGUUAUUUAAAACUUGUUCAGAUAUCAGAAUAUUUUUUGAUUGAUUUGACAAGCUGCUGUUCUACUGUGAUCCUAAUUUUCUUAAUUGAUUCCAAAUCCUAAUUUGUGUACACUUUUUCAUUGGAAACAGAGCUCAGAAAUAUUGUACCCUGAGAAGAGUAUGCAGAUUCAUAUUAAGCUUCUUUUCUGACACACAGUGGCAACUGCAGUUUCUUCAAAACAAACUCUGCAUUUUGGGGUUCUUCAUGGAGACAUUCAGCAAUGAAAUAAGUUGCUGUCAUUUAAAAGCUGCUUUCUUAACAUAGUUGAGAAGCAAUGUAUACAUUUGAAUAAAGGUCCUCUGGACAGAGGUAGCCAACUAGUGUUUGAGUGAAUGAGUGAGAUAUUUGGAGAUAGGUGCUAAUAGAGCAAAGAACAACCACCAGUAAGCUAAGCAAUAACAUUACAAUCAGCUGUCUCUAAACCAGGGGUAGGGAAUCUUUGACCCUCCAGAUAUUUUGGUUCCUCACCCCUGCUCUAAUGCACAAGGGAAAUUGCAAUCUACCCCUGCAUUCAUGGCUCUGUAUGCAUGCCAUUUGACACUGUGACCCUGGGUUAUUUAUUUUUGGUUCAAAAUAUUGCCCAUCCCUAACCUAAGUUACUUACGAACUUCACCAAGCUAUUAGGAUGGAUGUUCUGGACACCUUGUCUAACAGCACUUAAUGCAAAGUAAUCUUUCUCCACUUCACAUUGCUGAUUGCUAUGUUAACAUGAUGACAAUGAGUUGAGAAGAAGUAAAGUCAAUACAUUUACUGAUGUGUUGGGAAUAAACACAGUUUCACUUGUCCUGAGUGCACUGUUGGCAGUAUUUUGCAGCUUAAAUAAUGGUAGUAAUUGAUACAGAUGGCUGGACCUAGAACAACUUAAAGAUUAGACCCACAGUGCAUAAGAAGAUUCAGACUGCCUGCUUUGUUGGGAGUACUUCCAUUAACAAGCAGACAUUACUACGAAGGACUUAAAUCAAAAUGCUAAUCGAUAUUUAUUGCAGAAAUAGCACGUUGGUGUGUUGCUGCCUUUUUUGCAAAACAAAUUCAAUACCUUGCUAUGCAAAUACAGUUAUCACAAUACACAAAGUGCAACAGGCUGAACAAUAAUAACUGUAAACAUUUUAUUGUAUAUACCGUACAUAUGAACUGUAUAUAUUGCACAUACUGGGCUAGACCUUUACGUUAGAAAAUAACCAAUAAAAUGUUUACGGUUAUUAUUAUUCAGCCUGUUGCGCUUUGUGUAUUGUGAUGCCUUUUUUGCAAAGGCAAAGCAAUGCUGUUUCUCAUUUGCCAGUUUCCCUUUAGGUCAUGGGUAGGCAAACUAAGGCCCGGGGGCCGGAUCCGACUCAGUCACCUUCCAAAUCCGGCCCGCGGAUGGUUCAGGAAUCAGUGUGUUUUUACAUGAGUAGAAUGUGUCCUUUUAUUAAAAUGCAUCUCUGGGUUAUUUGUGGGGCAUAGGAAUUCGUUCAUUCCCCCCCCCCAAAAAAAGUCCAGCCCCCCACAAGGUCUGAGGGACGGUGGACCGGCCCCCGGCUGAAAAAGUUUGCUGACCCCUGCAGGUGCUUUAUCUGCUCUUACAUCACAUGCACUGAAGAUAAAGGAACAGUGGCACUUACAGGCUUCUCGUGCAGUACACAGGCAGACCAAACCAUCCCAUCAUAAACAUCCUUUAACAUGUCCAGCCAAUAAGAAUACCCCACAUUUCUCAAACCAGUGCUGUACAGAAAAGGCAAAAGAAGAUGCAUUAAUCUAUGCUGGCUGUAAAGUACACAUUUUAAAUAAGUGGUGCCACUUGGUCUAGAUCUGUCCUUAAUCUCAUGACUGUGUGACAGAAAUGGUCAAACACAGAAGAGCCAGGGUUGAAAGCUAAUUUGUGCCGAUUCAACUCGAGAAGCUUCCCAUCGGAGCUCCUUUGUUAGCCUCUAGCCAACUAUGCCAAAGUCUUUGUGGUAGUCUAAUGUCUGCAAGAUGAGAAGGAAAACUGGUAAUGAGUCAGUGGGAUUUUAGCAUGGUAAUAGCCCAUUGGGUGCUAGUAGCAGACCGCCGAUCUAGGUGUAGAAACAGAUUUUGAACCAACUUUUGAAAACUUCUCUAGAGGACAAGAAGCUACAAGCAAGCCCUUGCAUUUAGAGCCCAAUGCAGCUGGUUUGGAGUGGUUAACUCGUGCAACCAUUGUUGUGUAUUCAGUGUCCUGAUUCAGGCAGGUUGCAAUAUGUGUCUACAUCCUUCUGGCAGAUGCUGAGACCCUGUCUGGUUCCCUUGAUCAACAGAAGGAAGUGUCAAGAACAUAUUUUCUUCUGGAACAUAUAAGAACCAAAUAACUAACAUUUUGCAACUUGCUACUUUGCAGAAGGCAAGGUGUUCUAUGUCGGUGUAAAAUAAUAUGUACAAUUAAACCCAGUUGCUUCACAUAGAUGAUCUGUGGGGUCGUCUGUUUCGCAAUGGCAGAGGAACAUAGGAAGCUGCCUCAUACCAAGUCCAUCUAGCUUUCGAAGAGUGGAGAUGCCAGUAACUGAAACUGGCACCUUCUGCAUGCAAAGCAGAUGUUCUUAUGCUAAGCUAUGGCUCUUCUCCAAUGAGUUCACAUCAAAAGUCUUGCACAGUCCCAGUUUUGCUCAGGCAUCAUUUGCACACAGUUGUGGUAUCCUGUGAACGUGCUUUCCUAGCUAGAAAUCCCACUUUUCCUUCUAAAAACCAACUGCCACCACAGUCCUCCUUGACUAUGAGAAAGGUGGCACAGAAAAGGUUUCCCUUUGGCUUGCAGGGCUGGUAGAAUGGGUUACGGUGCCACGUUCAUCUCAAGGCAGGAAUUUACACUUUGAAAGUGGGCCGCUAUCAUGACGCUCUAGUUUGCUUCCUGCCUUUGACACUUUCAGUCAACCAUCCCUUCAGCUUCUUCAACUACUUCUCAAGGUUGGUUCUUUGCUAUUUUCCCUCCCUCUUCGUCAUAUGCUAUCUUUCUUGCCUGUCCCUAAUGCUUUGCUGUGAGCUGGUGUUCUUUUGAUUUUGGGUUAAUAAUACGUUGCAUUUACCACCAUUUAGUGAACAUUAUAAACCGUAAGCUGCAUCCUUGAAGCUCUAUAUAUCAGCAGCAGCUGACGUAAAAGUAGCCGAAUCUCUUGGAAACGGACUUGAGCUAGACAGCCUGCCAAUGGGACACCUCAUUCUUUUUCUACGUACUGUAUUUGUAAAAUAGCAAGACGCGGUUAAUUUAGUAGAAAUCAGUUUUACAUGUGAAACAUGCCAGGCCUCGUAGCAAUAGAGUAUUUUUCAACAGUGACAAACAUGCGGGUAUACGUUCUCUUGAAUUGCUGUUGUAUAUAACCUUGCCUCGUCCAUCACCAGCCUUCUACAGCUUACGAUUCUGACAGGAAAUGGAACUUUUUGCAAAUGCUGGUUUGUGUUUACAUUUUGAAAUCAAGUUGAACUCAUUAGUACACAUGUACUUCACUUUGUGUGGUAUAAUUUUGUAUAUAGCCUGGUAUUGUAAAAAAAAUGCAAAACCAAACUGUAGAAUCAUAUGAAAACUAGAAGCUACUCUGGAAGAGAGCUGCUGUAGUCCUUUUUCCUCUUUUUCUUUUUUCCUUAUUUGGCUUCAAACACUGUAGUUCCCCCCACUCCCAGCUACGCUUCCAGCAUAGUUUCUUAGUACCAAUUUUGAUGUAUAUUGACUAGUAAAGGCCUUACACAAAUACGGUGUUCUGUUCGAUGCAAUUAAUUCAUGAUUUUUGUCAGCUGCUGUCAUCAAAAUAAACAGUCUAAACUGA
This is a messenger RNA of Podarcis lilfordi (Lilford's wall lizard), 46952 nucleotides long. The record is from the annotation of a GenBank genome assembly. NCBI's taxonomy places the organism in Eukaryota, Metazoa, Chordata, Lepidosauria, Squamata, Lacertidae.